AUGGAGUGUACCACGCUGAGCAGAGAAGGAGCAGGACUCGCGAAGCCGCCAAAACAUCUCUGGCGUCAACCAAGGACUCACAUACGGAUCAAGCAACGCUUCAACUCCGACAAUGAGCGCUACUUGUGCCGCAACCGGACCCUGGAGAAGCUGCGACCCGGGCUGAAGAAGCCCCGCAUGUCCUGGCCCUCCCCGUUGAGACGGUAACUUCCCUCCCCUCUUAAGUAUCAAAACUUAACACAAAGCCUUAAAGUUGUUCGGUUAAACUAGCACACUGCUGUUUCGGUUAAAGUAUUUUUUUUACUGAAAAUAGAGGUGAGCUUAGAAACCCUGGUGCGAAGACGAUUUAAACUUCCGACUAACCAAUUGAAACAAUGGCGGAGAGAUUAUUUGGCGUUUCUAGUCCCCUUUUUAUUUUUCUACAUGCCAUGUCAGGUAAAGAUCUGUCAUAACAAGAAAUUUACACCAACCACCCAUCAACAUUAUGAGCAGGUAAUUUAAAACAAUACAAUAGCUCAAAGCUAUGAAUCCUUCUUACAGAGAGCUUUCAAAUUUUCUGUAUUCAGUCAAGAAAUUUGAAUUGUUGGUGGUGGCAUAGUGGAGUGUAUUUUUCCAAAAGAUUUUCCUUAUUCUUGUCCACUUCAUCUACAAACAUGGAGGAAAAAUAGGAACACUUUUCAAUACAUAGCACUCCAGGACACUUACUACCACUUACUAUCACAUUGAAUACCAAUUGCCGUCCACUUGACCAUGUAAACAUAAAUGAAUUUGCAUCUUUGUGAAAGUAGAAUAUGCAUUAGAGUUGUUGCAUUACAUUAGAUUGUCCAUUGAACAUAUUUGUGACAUUGACAUUAUGGGACUAGAGAUGCACCGAUUCAUUUUUUUCAAAACCAAUCCAAUACCGGUACCUUGGCUGAACGCUUGAUCUGCGUCAUUCAUCAGAUAUCAGAUCCAGUUAAUUUGUCAAUAUCGGAGCCAAAAUCCGAUCCAAAUAUCAGAUCGGUGCAUCCCUAUAUGGGACAAGUAUACUUUAAGUAAUUUACCAAAAACUAUUUGAAAAACAUUGUUUUCAUCUCAGAGAGAAGAGCAAAGGAGAGAUGAGUCUUUAUUAAUUUUACUGUUCACCACAAAGUCCAAUAGCCUGCUGAUAUAAAUGGGACUAUCACAGCUGAAUCACAACUCCCACUGUAAUUGCACUAAAAUGCUUAAUUCCCAAGUAGCCAGUCAUCACCCAGUUAUUGAAUCUACAACCCAGACCGAUCAGCAACUAUAGAAAAUCUCAAAGCCCCUGUAAGAAACUUAGAUUCAGUAUGAAUCUAGUUGCCCAAUACAGACAAAUAACUUGUCUUUUCACCUGUUCUGUCCUGUAUGUGAUAUUAUUUUUUUAAUUACUAAAAGAUAAUUAUACAUUCUGUGAGGUCUGACAGAAUGUCACAGAAAUAAAUCAAAUUCUGAAUCAUGUUUAUCUUUUUACUGCAUACCAACCGUACAUAGGCCACUCGUAUACCAUAUAAAACCCAUAUGAAUUCUGUUGCUGGAAAAGAGGUUUGUACUUUUUGUAAAUUAAUCAUUAUUUUCAUUACCCUAAUCUGUAGGCUGAAUGUAAUUGAAAAUGUGUGUGUGUGUUUUUGUGUGUGUGUGUGUGUGUGUGUGUGUGUGUGUGUGUGUGUGUGUGUGUGUGUGUUCGUACUUGGGGGAGGGGGACUAUUUGUCUGAUGCCUUCAUGAUGUGAUGUGAAGCCAUCUCAUGCCUUAUCACUGUAAAUCUUUGAUUUGGCGGCAUAGUAGCAACCGCUUGUCUGACUGUCACCUUAUGGCAGUGGUGACAGCCCUUAAAGAUAACUAUCACGUAUGAACUUUAAAGCUGUUUUUGGUUGUUAUUGGUCAUGAUUCGCUCUAUUUUUUGUUCCAUGCUCUUUUGAGUGGAAUAACAUAAGAAGAAAUAAAAUGAUUCUGAGAUGGACUGAAGCUUAUCAUGCCAGUCACAAUAUCUCUAAUAUCCUCCCGAUUUAAAAAUGUUUAAGAUAUAUAGCGUACACAUUUUGUGUUUACUCAUACCGACACAAUCUAUAACAGCAGAGUGUUUGCAUCUAAAUGAUUUGUCAAUGUUAAUCAUGGUAGCUGUGGAAAACACUAGGAUACCAACCAAUUUUCUAACAUAGUUGUGUGUAUUUGAUUAAUGCAAAGAAGAGUGCAGAGGUGGUGUUGGUUGGGCUGAUGAGCCCUAUAUAUCUUUCACUCAUGAGGCUUGUCAGCCCACCCUUAUUUGUCUCUUAGUGAUGAGAGGAAGCCUAGGGAUUGUGACUUUCGAGAAAAUGUUGCACAACUUACACAUUUUUCUUUCUACAAAGUAUAGUGUUUUACUGUAAGUGCAAAGUCACUGAUGCUGUCUUUUUACACAGUAGGAUAUUGUGUUAGUCAGUGAGGAGAGGAAAACGCUAUUACAAACAUGGUUAAGUGGUUUGAUAUUGCAUUCUUAGAAAAUUGGAUUGUGCAAUUUCAUGCAAUUAUUGUUUGCAAGUGCAGGAAAAUUGAGUCAGAGAAUAAUUUCUUCUUUUAUUUGUUGAAAUUGAUCAGAUAUCCAACAUGUUGUGGAAUAGAGAUGAAGAUUAUUUUAACCAUCAAACUGGUAGGUGUUUUAGCGAUUGAGUGGGUGUCUCCUGCCGAGGCUGCCUACCUGGUCUUCUGGCUGAGCUUUAUGUUUUACUCCAUGUACUCUGAGGAUGAUGGUGGAGAUGUGAGGGAUGUUUUGCUGACAGCAAACUGCUCUGCAAACCUCGUCCGUCGGGCUGAUGAAGAGCUCUGACUUUCUGUGCUUCUUUGUGUCCAUUUUUACUCGUUCUUUUACAAUCACACAGUGUGCCUCACCUCUUUUUAUACUAUCCUGGACUUUGAAGUGAUACAAAGCAGUCUUGCUUUUAUGAAUACUAAAAAAAAUGAAGAAAUAGAGGAAAAAUAAGCCUAAUCACUUUUUUUGAUUAAAUAUGUAUAAAAUUCAAUACAUGCUUUGUGAGCACUCAGUUUGUGGUCCAUAUUGUUUCAUCUUUUUGAGUAGGAAUUUGGUACCAUGAUGGCUCUAAGCCUGGUGCAGCCUCUUUCAUAUUAAUCACAGAGGAAAACACUGCCUAUCCUAACCUUAUAUUGCAUCACUAUCUUAGAUCCUCAGUAUGAUAGCAGCAGACACUGACCCAUACUUUUAGGACAGUGUCUUUGUGUUUCGCUCCUUAAAAAUGAUGAAACAGGCAAAUAUCAGAGACAAUAAAAUCUCCUGUGAUUAGCUGUAUCAGAUUUUAACAGGCAUGAAACCACUGUCAACUCAGCUGUGUCUGUGUCUCUCCAGACACGGCGAGCUGUCAACAAGCACUGCUGUAGCUUGAUUCAUCUCAGAGGCUUUUCUCACACAAGCUGUAGAGCUGUUUUUUUUCCCCAUGAUAGUGCACUGAGAAGAUAAUGACCAGAAAUGGUUUACUGUAAGCUGUUUUAGCUCUUGAAAUAUGACUGAACACCAGAAAAGAAUAAACUCUACAAUGUGAUUUACAUACGCAUCACUGACAUGGGUUUUUCAGUGUUUGCUGUGUGUAUAAGAUACAUCAAUGCUUUCAUCUGAUUUUACUCUGCUAUGUAGUUGAUAACUUUUGUUUAAUCCAGGUGCUAAAUAUUUUUUGGCUUGUUUUUGUUAUCUAGUUUUUAAAAAUGUUUAUAGGAUUCCACCCAUAAUGCAUUUUUAUCAGUCUGAAAUGUGUUGUGUGAUGUCUUUGCAUCAUAAUGGUUCAUAUUUGAGGAGGGGAAUGACUGUAAUCAGGAUAAAUUUGCAGUACAAUCUUUCUUUUCUUGACAUUUAACCUUUUGUGUAGGGGCUAUAUUGUAUUGAACUACAUCUCAGAUCUGAACAAAUAAUUUUAAUGGAUCCUUAAUGUGCGUUUUUAUCAGGAGGAGGUCAUGAUUAAAAAAGAAGAGAUUGAAUGAAGGAUUUAUUGUAUUGUCCGUUUAAAAAAAAAAAAAAUAGAUGCUAGAUGCAGGGUAGAGACAGAGAUAACCCUUGGGAUCACAGUUUCACCCUGAGGCAUGGUUGAGAUGAUGAGAAUAUCAUAUUUACAAGAACAUUCAUGUACUGGCAACGCAGCUGAGAAUCUGAGUGCACGUGUUUGUGUCUUCUUUUGGUCUGUUUUCCCGCAUCAACCCCCCCAACCAAAUCAUAUUGCGUGACGCCACAUGUCCUGUAAUGUCACCACUCUGCGAUGCAGUUGUGAUGUUCUAAAUAUAUAUAUUUCCCACCCAAGUACGUAUGUCUGGCUGUGUGCAUUAAAAUUGACUGUAAGGAGCAGUACAAACAUGAAUACAAGUGGAUCAUUGGGUGCACUGGUACCAGUCACUGUAGCGUGGAGGUGUCAUUAAAUCGGUGUCAUUUUUCUUGGGCAGACUUUUCUGUGCUCUCCCCAUCAGCAUGUACCCUUAAGUGCAUACAUCAGCUUUUCCCCCGACAGUAUCUGGAGACCCGAUGGUGUGAAUGUUGUCUGCACCAACUACUCGGCCUUGAAUGAUGACGGUGAAAAUGCAAACAGGUUGAGCUGUAGGUAGGAGUAAGAAAUAUGAGUCAGCCAGCUUUCCAGAUGACAACACCGCCACCGCCGCUGCUACUGUAAUUCUUCACUGAAUAUAUUUCUGACGUUUUCAUCCCAGAAUACUUCUGAUGAUGUACCAUUCCAGAUGACUCAGACAUUUUUUUUAAAUUAUGGAACACCCUCAAUACAGGUGGGAGAAUUUAUAUAAGAUUAGGUAUUACAAAUUAACACUUCUAAAACCUCUCCUAUCUAUGUUUACAUCUUUAUCAGCAUACUAGGUUUUGAGCAGCAGAGAUGGUGGAAUCAAAGAUCCUGUUUUCCUGAGUCUUGAGGUCCUUACACACCGGGGCCGACACGAAUAUAGAACGUGAAAUCACGAAACAAUCACGAAAUAUUCGGAGGCGAAGUUUGACAUACCUGACUAUACACAUCAAGCCCGAUGCAAUUUUGCGACUUUCAGGGGGGAAGAAGACACAUCCUGGGGAAGACUUUUCCGGGGGAAAGUCCCGCCUCCUUCGCCUCUGAUUGGCUAGAAAAGCUGGAAACAUCAUCAUACGCUCAAGCCAAAUGGUCAGCACUUAUAGCCAAUCAGAGGCGAUAAGAUAAGCACAUGAAACUAUGGUAACAACCGUUAGCUUAUGUUAGCGCAGAUAAAAGUUAAAACAAAGACGUUUAGCAAACUGUUAAAGCACACAAACCAUUGUCAUAUGAGAGAUCCCAUGCUAUGACUCUCCACAAGUUGUCCUUCAGGUCGUUAUCUUUGUAAUGUGUGUGUAAACAAUCAUAAACAAUCAGCCGGUCGGCCAUGUUGGAUAUACCAGUGAAUCAGACGUCGCAACAACACGCAAUCUGAUUGGUCAGAAGUGGACACACAGUGUGCGAAACUUUAGAAAAAUCGACCAUGAUCCCAAAAAAUUAAUGCCGCAAUAUCGCAGGACGGGAAAACGUCACUGAUGUGAACGCUUGUAUUGACAGGAUACGGGUUCGGAAAAAAAAUUUGGCGUCCGAAAUAAUCACACGACAAAAACAGUCCCGGUGUGUAAGGACCUUUAUACUGAGACACAACCUAAAGCUAAUAUUGUACUAACAUGUUUUAUAGAUAAGAUUGAAAAUAUGUAUAAAAUGAAUAAAAUCCAAAUAUUUAUAAGUUACUUAUCAAGAAAUCAGUCAGUAGACUGUAACUUUAAGUCAGUUAUUAAGUUCUGCAGUCAACCAUAUUGAAUUAACUUUGAAAAAGUCAAUAAAACUGAUUAAAAACAAACAGUCAAAGCUUCGGUUGUUAUGAUAUCCACUAAAAGUAGAGAUACUUUCAUAACUUCUGUUGUCAUAAAGUAAAAGAACACAACUCAGUGCAUAUUGUAGAGGUGAACCUACUCUUCACUCCAUCCCUCGGCCUUGUCCUUUGGUUUGGUAUUUUAAGAUUUUUUCCACCAUAUAUAUUUUCUUUAAUUUCCACCCCACUUUAUCUGUGUCUGUUUCUUCAGGCUUGCAAUCUUGCAAAUGUCAUUAAAUGUGCCAGCAGGACUAGCAGGGUACAGUUACACUAAAAAGAAAGAAUGUUGAAUUUGUUGGAUUGAUCUCCAGGAUACACAAAGGAAGUUUUAUGUAAAACUUGCAACUGUUGUCAGGAACACUAUACCUACAUGUUACUGUCGACUGCAUCAUGUCAAGUACCGUCUGCCAUUUUUUGCUGUCACUGUGUUCGUGCAGCUGAUUGCACUUCUAGUCCACGUGAGAACAGAAAGAAACUGUUAUCUCGUUGAUGGGUUCCCCUGCAGGUAAUGAGAGUGGGUGAGCGCAGCACUGAGAUGGAGUGUGACUGGAUUGUUAUUUCACGAAGGGAGAGUUAGUCAAAACUGAUGUAAUAUUGGUUAAUGCAUAUACCUGCAUGAGCUGACCUGCAGAUGUCAGUUAUUGUGUUGAUAUUGCUUUUACCAAGUUGCAUUACAUAAUGAACACCAUUUAACACCCUUGCAGCCACUGCAGGGGAGAUUAUUACCCAGUAGAAUGAUAGACUGCUGAUGGAUUCUGCCUAUUUAGCUCUGUGCGCACUACCCCUGACAACUCCCAGGGUGUUGUGGGUAGUUUUUUUUAUGUUUGAUAAGGAAGGAAAUAGUUUUCUAAAAGAAGUGAAAAUGCAUUAGCAGAUGACUUUAUCCAUUAAAUAGUUUUUUGGUUAAUUUGUUUUGAUUAAAAUGUUCCACUCGAGUUGUAAUUCAAGUGAAUGAUUUAUGACUGAAAUCAUUUAACAUUUUUACUCUGCCACAGCUGACACAGACUACUUUGCAUUGUCAUUAUUUUUUUUCUGUUUUUGAAAGUAUUUCUGUUUAUAGCCAAACAGGAGAUCAUAAAUCAUCUGCUUUUUAUGUUCUGAGACAUGUCAGAGGUAAGAAAACCAGUAAACUUGGAUUUACAAUACAAAAUUUGUUGUUGCAGCCUUCUUCCUCAGCUUCAUGUGGUUCUUGCUAGACUAAAGGUACAUUUGUCUUUAGUCUCGGAGAAAUUGGUACAGCCAGUGUGAUUAGAUUCAUCACACUUAAUUCUGCCCUAAUGACCAAUUUUGUAGUCAGUAACGCCUUUGUUGAGUGUCCAGGCAGCAGGUUACCCCUUUGAGAGGUCUGAAAAAGAUUUGUGAUUAUAAAAGGUUAACAGGAAUGUCCAUAGGGUACUGGUACAUUGAUUUAUUGUCACUGUAGUUAAUUGAAAAGUUGACAAAGGAAACACGAAGCAGCCUGCAACCACUCCUCUGCUGUCAGCUGAAGGAAAUCACCGUGGUCUUGGGAGACAGUCUUUGCCUUUGUUUUUUGACUGGGCUGUUUACAAAAAGUAAUUAGUUGGGGCACUGGAGACUACAGUCAGGAGAUGAAGAGUUGAAGACAAGCUGAAAAAAAAAUCCUCUUAAAUGCACUUCUGUUUGAGAAGAGGCUUAGCUUUCCAAAAAACUUUAUUAUUAGUUAUCUGUUAUUUGAUUGUCGAGAAUAUAUGGCUGUAUAAAGACUGUCACUUUAAUCAGUGUAAAUUUUCUGUGUUUUGAUGUUGACUAUUAAAUUCCCCUUCAUCAGAUGAGGCUCUCCGUGUUCAUGUUUGGAUGUUGCACUGAACAGUAAAUUGUAUGUAAUCACCCGUUAACCUCACAUCAAGGUUGAAAUCUCUUCUCUUCUAAGCAUUUCUUCUUGACAAAGCAGGGCUGAAUGGCCCACAGAGCCAUUUUAAGAUGUCUUGAAAGGUCACGAUGUAGGGCCUACCUCCUGUUUAUGUGGUUAUGACAAUGUAAUUGGCCAUUUAGUCCCUUCAAACAGAUUCAUGAUGCGUGAUGAAUGUUAUUUAUCCUCUUGCAAAAAAGCACAGCUGGGACCUUUUCUCCUCCCCUCAAUUUGUUUGCUUGUAGAAGAGAAACAAUUAAAGUGUAAAUCACAUGAGGUCCAGUUAUUUUCCUCCAAAACAACCAGGUUUCUCCAGUCACUGAAAAGUACUGGAUUAUUUAUCUGCUGAUCUUUCUAAAAAGUGUUACACAAGAGGUAAAGAAAAAACCUUGAAGGGGCACUUGUAUGAACAUCAAACUUUAGACAUGGGUGUGCUAAAAAUCGGUUCCAAAACUUCGCUCUUGCUUUUGCUUUUGUUUGUGUUGUAGUUUCCUUUGAAUAAACUUGACAUAAAAACUUCUAACAGGGAAUCUCGAUCAUGGAAGGAUUUAGGAACAUUCUUAGAGCAAUUGAGCGAGGAAAGGGCAGUAACUUUUAUCUCAGUAAGGAGACGCGGUUGAAAGGUAUGACACAUUUUUUUUUUUACAGCUAAUCCAGAAAAAGGGAAAAGCACUCUAAAAAAUUGCCCUCUCACUGAAAAGGGGGCGCACUCGCUGUGCACCUCUCUGCAGAUGAGAGACAGAGCUGUUAGUUUUUCUGUCCAACUGCAUGUUAAUAUUAACCUUUUAGUGCCAUCUUUUUUACCAAGAAAGUAUACUUACACUUGGCUCGCCUGUCAUUGAAUUUUACAGUUGCUUGGUAAUGUUACUGAAGUCAUGAUUACCACUCGAUUCAGUAUAUAGUAUUUACGUUAGUCACUGUCAUUUAUUGUUUGGGGUGCUUUUCCUCUAUUUUGCAGCCUAUCUGCUAUUUCCUCUACAGCUUUAGAAGCUCUUAAUUCUCUUCGAAGUCCCCUUCACUCCUCUCAAAAGUUUUUCACCUUUAGAUCUUUUUUGGGGAAAACUUCAUAAUUGGCUGUGUUCUUAAAUUUUGUCUCUAGGACCACAGGACUGUCUCCUGAUACCGUUGUGGUUAACAGUGUAGAAGUGUUGAGCCAACCCCAGAAGGCAAUCAGCCAAGCCAAAUACAAAUGCCACGACAAACUCAACACCAGGCUUUGUUUUGUUUUAUGUAAAAGAAUAUUUUGCCUGACUUGGAAAAUACAGCUGCUUUAAAACAAGGCAGAGAGCCGUGAUGUAGAAGCACAUCAUUUUGAAUGAUGCUUAUAGCUUUCCUGCUCUUUAUGCAUUUGCCUGUGGCGGGUAGAAAGAUCAUGCAAAAUUGACAGUGUUUAUGCUGAUCCCAGGCAGACCUGUCGCCUGUGGCAGAUACAGGCCGGGCGCUCCUUGGAAGCUGCUGUUGCUGCGUUGCUUGAUCAACUUGGUUUCAUGGACCUUGGAUUAUUUAAUGUUUUUAUUACUAUCAUACUUUUUACAAAUAACAUUUGCAAGUGAAGUUUGAUAAAACCAUCCAUAGAAUCUCAAAUGUCAAAAUUAAAGUUAAAUUUUCCCUAAAAGCUACACUCAGUUUUUGUGUGUUGAAACAUCCAUCAACCAUCAUCAUGCAUCUAUAGAGCUGAGUAGACUCUAACCUUUCAGUAAUUCAUCAAGAAGUUAGGAAGUUACUGUGUUGUAUGAAACUAUGUAAAAACCAUAGACUGUAUAUAGAGUGGAUGCCGCCUGCCUCCUCGCUGGGUGAAGCCACUGUGAGAACAGCACCCGCUGGUAAUGGGCUGCAGUAUAGGUCAUAAAUCCCGCCUCCUUCACUAAUCCCUAUGGAGCUGUGGACAACCUUUAGAAAUUAAUUACACAGAAUAUACAUUUUCCUCCCCCUGGCUGCAAAGUUGACAUGUAGUUACAGUAAGACUGGUUUGUGCUUAAGUCCUCUUUUUUCUGUGUAGCUCAGCUUUUAAAAGUUAUUAGGGGGUUCAUGUUUUCUAUGAUUGAUACUUAAUACAGACUAUGGGCGUAAGAAGAUUGUGUGGCUCACCUGGGGGAUACGCUGUUUGAGCAGAGCGUCAUCACAGUGACGUGGUUGAAUGUGGUAGUGGUUCCAGGAAGUGGAGAAAAUCCUGGAAAUACUAAGAGCAAUUCGGCUUCCAAUUCGUAUUAUGACAGAAGGCGGAGCAAAGUGGUCCAUAGACCAUAGUCUCUUCAGUCUAUGGUAAAAACAAGAUUCAAAGAUAUCACUUAAAAACCUGUUUUACAAGUUUUACUGUGCCCAAGAAAAACACAAUUUGUUCCUUUAAAAACCACUCGAAGUCUCUUUACUGCCCGUGGUCCCCUGACAACAGACAGUGAUUUCAACAUGAAGGUUCAUUCUUGACCUUGACAGAAAGAGAUUAUUUUAGGCCUUCUUACAAUCCUUAGAGAUAGGGGAAAAUUUGCCUCUUUUGAAAGUUCUUGUUCUUCAUGAGACAUUUGGUGAAGUGACCUUAGUAAAAGACCAGACAUGAUGUCAGAAAAAUAAUGGCCUCUGGAAAAGACAUGACUUUUCUCACCGAAUUAAUUUCGCCUAAGUGUGUGAUCAGGAUGUUCCAAUCAGCUUUUUUGACCCCCUGAUCCCAAUCUGAUUUGUUAAUAUGAAGUCUGCUAAUGACGAGUUGAGAUCAGACACUUGUACUCGCCCAGAUAAUAGAGCUGCAAACCAUUUUUUUUAUUUUGACCAAAGUAAACAAGGUAAUUAAAAGAUGCCCCCUGUCAUUUAACUCGUGACUUCAUUUUUAGUUAAAUUGAAAUUUCUUUGUUUUCCUAUCAUCAUCUAUGGUUGUUGCUGUUAGUGGCAUUACAAAAACAAUGGAACAGGGAAAUAAAUGAUUGAAUUUAUCUUUCCUCAUUUAGAGGAAGGUUGACAACAUAAUGUUUAAAUCAUCUGUAGAGUUUGUUGCUUUUAAUGUGCUUGUCUUUGCAUGUGUGUUUAUGCUAAUUUAAACCAUUGCUAUAGUUUAUUUUUCUUGUUGAGUGUACAGUGAUACAAUCAGGUGAAACUAGAACACUCAGAAUAAGUUCUCUGUGUGUUUGUGCUCUGCUCACAUCGUGCUCAGUUACAGCUGACGUAUGUGAUUGUGGGGGGAUGAUUGGCUUCAAUUGCUAAUCUUUGAUCAAUACAAAAAUGGCCAGAUUGGCGCUGAUCUGAUACUUGAGAUCAGAGGGACAUCCCUAGAGUUGUAGUGGAAGACAACAGAGCAUGUUGAGAUCAAACACAGUAAACAUUAUCCCAGCUUUGAAAUGGAACACAACUAUAUGUGGAUAUAUAGACCUCCCUUCAGUGUAGUGUAAAUAUGAUUACAUAAAAUAAGUAAUUCUUUACACAUUUUAUAUUAACUGCAGCAGAUUAAUAGGUGUUGGUAACUUUUGGUGGAAAUGUUAGGAUGGCAAGAACCUUCGUCUUCUUAAAAACCCUCAGUGGAACGCCGUUCAGUCUGCAACAAUUAAUUAUAAGUGCCCUGUGUGCCGGAUAAAUUUAUGAUAUCAAUGAGUCAACAGACACUGCAGCACAAUGAGUUUUUUUUUAUUAUCCCUGCAGUUACAUCCCACUCACAAGGGAGAUGUGAAAUGUAUCCAAAUGGCACACACAGGUGGUACAAUCUUAGCAUCAGCCAGCACUGUUUCCUCACAGCCUGGUCCCUUUUCAGACUGCAUGUUCUCCCUACCCCAUUCCAGGUCAUAAGACAUAUUAUUUGGGCUUAGCAAUACUAUAGUUACACAUAACCAAUGCAUGGAGCUGGAGCAACUUUGGCAUUUUCUGUUUCUAGAUUAAAAAGAUCAAGAAGUAUUUUUUGACUGGAAAUUAGAGGAGUAAGUGAGUCUGCAGGUAUUUCAUGGUAACAGAGGGAAAUACUCCACCACAAGGUGAGCUCAUUAUUUGGAAAAACUUUGGAGGUUGAUUUCCCCGUUUCUAACAAUAUUGAGCUAUGCAUCAUAAACGAAUUUGUGAGAGGCAAGCAGUCACAACAGCAAAUAGCAUUUCUCAUCCAACAGCACAACAGCUUGGUCAGCUGUAGAGGAGAUUAGUAGAGCUCUCCUUGUACAUGCAAACAAUGCUUGAUGUCAAGGUACAACAGAUGAGAAAAUGAAUGUGGUCGCUCUUGAUAAGCCCUGAAUAGCCAAACAGUACUCAGUGAAAAGAACAGCGAUUUUUAUCCCCGUCCCUGAACUGACCUCCUUCUCCUUCUCUCGGAGGCUACAGUAAGCCCUGUUUUAUUUGUUUUUCAGCUCUCUGUGUCUCUUGGCUUUGAAUGGAAACGACUUUUUGCACAUCUCAAAUAUUUUUUAUCACAUUUAAGAUUUUUCCAAUUCCUUAAACAGGUUUUAACUACUCAUUUGAAUGUAGAUAGCUGUAAUAUUUACAAUUCAGUACAAUUAUUUAUACAAUUAUUUAAAUGGAUCCUUCAAAAGUCUUAAUAUGGAGUCAUGUAAUUCAAGGUCUCUAAAGGUCUUUGCACUUUACAGUAAAGGUCUAAAAUUCUAGAUGGCUCUUAAAAUGAUCAAUUUCUUGACCAUACUCUUUCCUGCAUUCAUACUGAUGUCUGAUAUUUGAUUUUCAGUUACAAAUUUCCUCUUUCAGUAUACCAUGAGCUUUUAUUUUGAUAGUGAACAUCAAGCGUGGUUUGCUCUUACCAUGUUGAUAGUCAUGAUGGUUUUAGAUGACUGUAUUUACUCUGACCAAAGUUAAGUACAUAGGACUGAUAGUCCAUUAUAUACCAGCAAUUGUCACCAGUCAGUAUUGGUCACCUGUAGCCAGAAUAAUAACCACAGAGUGCACUGCACAGAAGUGCUUCAUGACAGAGGAACACAGUGGGGGAUACACACGGCAACAACUGCCUCACAGAGCAUUGUGUUGUGCUGCCACCGUUGUUGCUGUUCAGACUCAGACUACUAAUAUGAUAAGUCAUGAUAUUGUGACUUUACUCUAUUUCUUUACUUUCUGAAUAGAUUCUCAGGAUAUCCAUCCAUAUGUACUCAAAAGGUUCCCUGUUACUCUUAAAUUAAAUUUAACAAUGCUUAUUGGUAGCAUGUCUUUUGCAAUACAAUAAGCUACUGCAUCUGUGAGGUCUUUGUGUCAUUCAUUCAUUUAUUUAUUCAUUCAUGCUCAUCGGCUAUUCAUAUAGUCUACCAAAACAUGGCAGACUAUCGAAAAGCACAUUGACCGUGUUUUAUAUCAAUAUCGUGGGAAAUUAUUUUAUGAUAUAUAUCAUUAUCGUUUAAUCGCCCAGCCCUAUGUGAAAGUUACAGAAAGAUACUUUAAGGAAUUUCUCGAGGUGGGCUUUUGUAACUAUUUUUGGGGGGACUUUGGGAGACCAGACAAGACAGAAAACACCAUAAACUCACAAGCUGACUUAGCUUUCUGUUUUGGGGUCCCAAAAAGUCUCGAAUUUGAUUUUAUAACAUGUGCAGGAACCAUUUUUUAAGCUGUUUAUUGCUUGUUAGUAACAGCUUAACCACUGUCUUCCCCACCUUAUGCCCCCAUCAAUGCACACUGAAACAAUGAAUCUGUAAUAUAAGUAAUUGCUUUAGUUUAGCCAGUGAUAUGAGAAGCAAGGACGACAGAUCCAUCCCAGGAGCAAACAGGAGGCGGUAAGCAUAAUGACUCUGAUUCAUCACAUUGAUGCAGAUCUGUUGGUGUGUUGAGUCAAGGGGUAUCUCUGUGCCGAUUAAUCAGACACAGGCACAGAAUGAGAUUCAUCUUGUUUAGGCAGGAAGGCUUGGCCAUUUCACAGAGAAACAUUACAAACAGUUGACUCCCUGUCACCGUUAAUAAUAAACCUGACGCUGUUAGUGCAUUUUAAUUGUCAUAUCAUUGCCAAAUUAACUCAGCGUCAUCAGUUUUAUUAUUAGAAUCAAAAGACAUCACACUGCACCAGCCAGAAUCUGUGUUUUAUUUUUUUACUAAUUUCUUUUACAGUGGGUCUGUGAUAUUUGUUUUGCAUAACUAGCAGUUAAAUUGACAACCCUUGCCCAAGAGAUAGUUAUAAUUUGACGGAUCAACCUGUUUCGUUUUCCUAACAAAAUCAAAUCUGCAUUAAGCCAAAUUUGACUAUCUACAUAAGCCCACUGUAACAGCUUAAAUUACAAUCUGCUGCUCUAAAGAGGGCCAUGUCCCCUGGCUGAGACGCUGAUGAUAAAGUCAUAUUAAACUCUGAUCGGACAGAGGCCAGUGAAACUCCAGCUGUUCACAAGGGAUAUGCUUUGGAGCUUAAAAGCAAAAUAUAGAAUCCUAUUUUCUCAAAUUUUAUUUAUUGUGCCCCUCUGUGGUCAGACAUGGCACAAGUAUAAUCAACUCCCUCCCACUCCACAGGGAAAGCCAUGCAUUGCUCCCUGUUGUCUUUGUUUUUCAUUAAAGUGUCUCAUCCUAAGUUUUGGUCUGCAACUAAAAAAAUGUACUUUAAUCACUGGGAUGCCAACAAGAUAAGAACUGGGCGAUUUAUUAAAAAAAACGCUUCUCCAAUAACUCUAAAUUGCAUGCAUAUAAUAUAAAUCAAGGCAUCCUUUGGGAAAAACAGGAAAACUCCGGGAUUGAGUAAAUCACUGUUUAAACUUUAAAGUGAAGCUAGGAAGAUCUUUGUUUUGAUCUUUGAUAUACUAAAGGAUAUUCUUACUUGGUAAUUCAAAGUAUUCAAAGUCAGGCCUUGGGGGAAAGAAAAUAUUGCAGGGAAAGGAAACAUUGACAAAUACUGAGCAUAUUGAGAUUUUCAGAAUAUAUUUUCUAUCCGUUGGACUAAAGGCACUCUUGCAGACUUCAGACACUAAAUUGCUGAAAGGCAGAAUCAAAUCUUAUGUUUGAAGUUAGAUUUGACUAUUUUGCUAACAUUGAAGCAUAUUGUGUUACCCCUGAGCAUGUUUCCUGGCAUGUUAUCGGCCAUGCUUUUUCUUAUUUAGUUUAAACAACAUGCUUUGCAGAAGUAAAGUGUAAGCAAGAUUGGAGUCAGCCAUUUUUUCCUCUUUUUUGUGUAUCAUCUUUCUCAUGCAACACAAAGAGUUGAUUGCUUCAUAAAGAACUUGGAAAAAAAAUUGACCUCUUAGUGCUUGUCAAAGUGUUUGAUAUUUUUGAUGUAAGGCUUUUCAAAAAAGGAUUCAUACUGUUAGUGUUCAGGUUGAAAAAUAACAGAUAACUGGUCAAAACACCACCCCUGAAGAUGAACAAUUGUUCAGUUUGGUUGCAUCCAUUCGAUCCUUAUGUAUAAUUUUACCUUCAAUUGACAAUUUCUCAGUCUUGUGAGAGGUCUGGCUGACAUCUGUCCUCUUACACAAUUGUAUGCAAACUUCAAUUUUAUCUCUUCCGCCACCGCUUACAUCUUUCUCUAAGCUCAGGAGCAGCUGGACACAUGAGUCAGAGGCUUUGAAACGUUGUGAUCAGAUUGAUAAUAGGGCAAACCUCACUGCUUCGCUUUCUAAACCUCUAUGUCAAACUAGAUUCCUCAGUCUCAGACCUGUUGAUGAAACCAUCAUGUUUUUUCUAUUCCCCAAUGAAAACACCUUCAAAUUUCAGGUGAAACAUCAUAAACAAAAGCACAGAAGCACUCAGAGCAGCAGCCCAUGGCUGUCUCCAUGGCAAAAAAUGCAUUCUUCAGACCAAAGAUAGGCCCAGGAGAGGGGCUCUCUGCCGUGGUGAUGACUGCUGUGGGCCAGAAUGCUUUUGAUAGAAACUCUGGUAACCUUAGUUUUAAAAUUACUAUUGCACAAGGUCUAGUAGUUCAUAAGUGCUAACCAGCUAAAAAAUAAAAAUAAUGUAUAGUAAAAUAUCAAAAUAUAUUAUGAAUACUAUGUCAGCCUUAAAUGAAGAAAUAACAUAUUUUAGUCCGUGAAAGUCGUGAGGCCUGAUUCCUAUAGAUUCUUUGUGGUCCUUAUACUUGAAAUCGGAGGAAACUGAGAAUACCGGAUGCUUUCUGUUUGGCACAUUGCACAUGGAAAAUUUUCAGUAGUAGCAAAAGCAUGGAAAACUGCUGAAUUGGAGUGCCAACAGCUGGUAUGUUAAUGAAAUAUGGAGUGUUGCUGUAGGCUCAGCUGUCGUUUAUAAUGAGGGGCUCUUUGGAACGUCAAACAUCAAAUGGUGUUGUCAACUCAGAAAAACUAUUAUAGAUUGAUAGUUGUUUAUUUCUUUGGAGACUUGCUCGCCAGCUCUGAUAUCAUGUUUUAUAUUUUAUAGCUUGCAAAUGCUAAACCUGUACAAGUAAAGAAUAAAAGGAAAAAGAGGAAAUGCUUGGUUAAACCCCCGGGGAGAAAUUGAAUUUCAUCACACUGUUGUUGAAACCCAUCACACAUAGACUGGAAAUAUAUAUAAAAAUAUGGUUGUAUGGAUGUGCAAUAAUGAAGAAAUGAUGAAAAAAACACGAAGAAGCCCUUACCUACAUGCUGAACAAGUGGCUCUGGGUGCUAUUAUGCUUUUUGGAGAUACUUAAAUCUGCUGUCAAGCAUACAUUAGGGCAAAUUUGCUAUUCAAAUAAAGCUUGCUGCAGAAAACGUCCUAAUCAUAAUAGCAUCAUCCACUUUAGAAGAAUAUUUUCAGCAUUUUCAGACAGUUGCUUAUCACUGCAGCCUAUGCAGAUUGGCAAAAUAGUUGCCUCUUUCCCCAAGCUCAUCAUCUGUAUGUAUACUGAAUGGAACUUCCUCAACUUGUGACUCUUGUAGCAGAGAAUAGAGGCAAUGACAGCUCCUCUCCACAAUCAGACGUAUCACAAGAGCAUUUUUCACAGAACUGCAUAUUUAUUGGCUUGUUUGAGCUGGUGUGCCAUUUCUGCGUUAUUUUUGUGAUUCACACCUUGAGUCAGGAAGAUAGAGGUGGCAAAUGACACAAAUUCAGUAGACCAUCACUUGCCUCAGGUUAUUCAUGAUGCAAAAAUAUAAAACUGCUUUUACUAGCUGACAUUUUAUACGAGUUAAUAGGUUCUCAGAUGAUUCUCAGUUAAUUAAUCCCAGUUGUAAAUAUUUUUCUAUUACAGACCUUCUUUUUGAUGUCUCUCAGCAGAGAUGCCAUUUUAGUUCAAGCGUUAUAAAAAAAGAAGCUCAAGUGUUCAGGCAAAAUUUUCUUAUGCACCGCUCUCCCGACAGUAGCUAUUAACCUGAUGAAAAUAAUCCUCUGCUGCUAAAUUCACUGGUUUUUAAUGAUACUAUAAGAAACGUCACUGCUGUUUGAUGUAUUUCCUGCAGCAGAAUAAUAAUACUGUAAUAAGCUGGGCUCAAAUUUGUUGGAUCAUCCCCAGCAUGUUUUCAAAAUGAAGAUCUUUAUGGACGGUCUACUUUUACAUCUCUGUGUGAUUUGUCUUUAGUCAAAGUUUCUAAUAAAUCAAACUCAUUCAACACACCCUUUUCUCCAAUGUAUUAUUAUGUUCUCUCUUUCAUGACUGGAAAAUAAAACAUAGUGCUAAUAAAUUAGUAUUCUACUAAUUAACAAAUAAGAUGAAUGUAGAAACCUUUAGCUGUUAAUGUUGCAGAUGUCAAGUGGAGAAAAAUGGCCCGAGCUCCCAAAUGUCACGAUUUUUCUUUACUUUUCAAGUAGAGAAAUUACUAAUGGAAUAAAAAUUGUUGCCUCAAAAGGCUAAAACCCCCUAAUGUUGUGACCUUUUGGUGACAGUCAGCCUCACAGUCUCACCCAGAGUCUUCAUCCAGAACGGGAAACAAAGCCUGACCUUCUCGUUGAAACACUAUCAAUGAAGCCGCACCCUUGGGUCCGCCAAAAGGUUUGCUCAUCCAUGAGCUCUAUUUUGUUUUGCAUUAGCUCUGUCCCCCCUGUGGUGUUUGUUUGGGAAUGGAGGCCUGUACUGUAGUUUGAGCUUGGCUAACUCGGAGAGCUUAUUAUACUGAGAGGUUGGCACUGAAAAUAUAAUACAUUUGAUAAAUGGGAAAACAUCACAUAUGACUGAGACAAUUAAUUAGAUAGACAAGAUACCAGCACAGCCCACUCAGCCUCAGUAAUUUAUUCAGCAGCGAUUUGACUUCCUCAUUGCUGAAUACUGUCUGGUCCCAUGACACAAAUGCUUAUCCUACCUUCUAUUCCUCCUGUUUUUAAUAACUUUUUCUGCUCGAUGAGAAGAAACAGAAAAGCGUCUAGUAUUGUAACUGAUAUUUCACUCCUUUGACAAAAUAAUCAGAUAACUAGAGGGUUGACCACCUGUCAGUGCUGCUGAUCAGCAGUGUAUAAUGGGAUGGUAACAGAAGCAGAUUUGACAUGUGUAAAUGAACUCUCUUCAGCUUUUGUGACACAUUCUGGUGCUACUUUCCUCACAACCCGGUGUCGAAACAUUCCCCCCUCCCAGCAGUCGAGACCAGAAACAGUUUCUAAUUAAAGUCACUCCCCCAAAGUGUUACAGCUGAUUGGACGAUGGUGAGUCUAACACUUCCAGGCCGAUACGUUGAAGCUGAGUAGCUGAAUUCGUUUUUAUGUUUUUAUCCUGUCAAUGUUUGACUGUGAUUUUGUUUCUGAACCUCUUUGAAGAGGAAUCCAAAGAGCGCCCUUGCCGACUGUGUUGGUUGUUUGUGUUCAUUUGAACAUCUCAUCAGUGUCUCUUUCUUGGUUUUUGCAUGUUGAAAAGGUUUACUCAUCAGCCUUUUCUUUGUCAGUCAACCGUGGGGGAUGUUUAAUGACAACUCAGCAGAGACCAGAGAAAAUAACACACUACCUCUUUCCUUUAUCCUCAUUUUUCAUUAUCAUGGAAGGAUAUUACACUUUUGUUUUAUGGUCGUAAGUAAUGAAGACUGGUCAAAAACAGCUUUCCCCUCGCAAUUUAAAACACAGAUUAGGCCUUUUUGGAAAGAAAGAGCCAUUCAAUCAACUUUUUCUUGUUUGUAAGAGGAAGAUAGAAAGAUGGAUGCAUUUUAGUGGUAUUGUGACAUAUCAACGCAGUCUCAGGGAUGGCAACAAUUUAAUCAAGUCUGCCCACUGUGCCUCUGAAUCUUGCCGGUGCUUGGCUUAAGGGUGAUGUAAUCAAAGCAUUGUGAAUAUUGUAGAUGAAGCCCUGUCUGUCUUUGACACAAGGGGGAUUUUUUUGUUGAGCUACUUGUUGCUCAGGCAGCUUAAACUGCCUGAAGGUUUUAUCCAGAUGCUGGUAGAGGGAAGUGAAUCUCUUAUCAAUGUUUCAUUGGUGGGUAUCUUGACUGCUGUGCAAAACAGAGAAGCAUUUAUGUGGAUUUGUGCUUUGAAAUAUAACAGGUAAGUCAAGAGACAGCUGAAAGGAAAGACUUCAACUGUUUCACUUGCUUGGAGAGCAGAACAUGGCGUGUCUCACUACUCUGUCACUGUCUUUGUAGAGCAGAGCUGCUGAGAGCCUGACAGACCAUUAGGACUUGGAGUGUUAACACGGGUGUCAUUUCUUGUUUUGUUAAAGAUCUGAAUUUGACUCGGGUAUCAUAACUUUUUUUAACACUUCUUUAACAAGUCAUGCUGUCAGAGAUCGCACAGGAACAGAAGUAUAUUGCAGGAUGUCAAAAUGUGUACUAGGACACGAUACUGUAUGUUCAGUUUUGUUUGUUCAAACUUUGACAAACAAAAUGGUGUGAUUGUAGCGCCUUAGUUGAAGUUUUGUGGUAAGACAACCAAUGUGUCUGUCAGUAAUUGUCAAAGAUACUCAUGCUAACUCAUUGAAAUGCUUAUUUACACAGUAAAAUGGAAGAAAUAUAAAUUGUUUCAAGGUGUCCUCUACCAUAGGUUCUUCAUUAACCCUGAUCAGGUCUUUGGCAGGAACUUAUGAAAUUAAGCACAUACAUUUUUUAGUUUUGGCCUCUCAGCACUUUUUGUGAUUAAUCCUUUCCUCCAUGCAUUGGGUUUUCCUCAAAGCUCUGUGACUGUUUACUUUUACUCCUCGGUUUUAUCAGCAAACACUCACUAAUGGCACAGCCAACAUCACCAAAGAGAUGGCAAAUGGUCAAUAUUUGCAGAACAAACUAAGUGCCAUAUGGGCUUCUUUCCCUCGUUUUUUCCUGGUUGUUUUUUCAAUAAACCAUUGGAAUCCUAUAGAGUAUACUCACUUGUGAUUCAUUACAAGUUUAGCAGUUACCCUUUUAAAAUGUUCUCCCAUUACAACAUAAAUCUGGCAAACUCCAAAGUUUUGUCAAGCAUUACUCUGACAAAGAUUGACAUUUCAUAUUUUCCUCCUGGACUUUUCUGGUGUGUAUUUUUACUCGGUGGUUGCGGCUCCAGCCACAACACAAGGUCACCAAAUGGAGGUAGUGCCUCAGCAGAUGUCCUGUUUGAUUAACGACAUACUGUUUAACAUUGAGGGGCUCCUGUUGCCUAGGAGAUACAGCAGACCCUGACAGAUAGUUAGAUCUGAUGCUGCGUGAUAGAAGAUGUCAUGGGGGAGCCUAUCUAGAAGUUAAGGUCAGAAAAACAUGUAGAAGGGCCAAGACACACUGACAGCGCUUGACGGUAAAGACAGCAAGCGGGUCAUUAAAUGAAGAAAACGGGAAUUCAUAGUAUUUGUUGCAGACAGCUCCUAUAGGCAGCCGUAUGUUUUAACAUUGUUCUAAAGUUCAGCUGCAAAUAGAAAUACAUAGAUUUAUGUUUUAGUGUUUUGUGAUCUGUAGUCAUUUGAUCAGCAGGGAUGCACUGAAACCCUGCUGAGAGACUCGAUACUACAUAGGAUGCUGGCCUUGAUCCCAGCUCUCGGCCUUUUCCAGAGGAAGUUGUCCAGAACGAGCCACUUCAUGUUCCUGGCUCCUCUUCCUCAGGAGCUGGCUGGGACUCCAUGUAUCCAUCUGGACAAGCUUAUCAUAGCUCUGUGCAUCCCUUUUCUCUCUGUAACCACUUUUAUUCCCCCUUUUUACAUUUCUGGUUAUCAUUUUUGUAUACAACAGGCAGCAAAACUUUCUUUCUGUUGAUUGGAAGAUUCAUUCUUAACCUGUAAAGGAACAAAAUUAUACAGAAAUGAAAUAGAGAACAAAUUGUCUCUUUUUUGUUAUAAAUCAGCCAAAAAAUAUUGAAAUCAAAGUAGUGGUGAUAUGAUGCUCAUUUUUUUCCUGGUAGAUUUAGUAGAAUUGCCUGAAAAGACAAAAGACAAAUCUUCUGUCCACAAAAAAAAACAUUUCUUAUUCUACUUUAAGUAUUUUUGUGUGACCAAAUCUUACAUUGCUUUGCCUCUCAUCCAGGGCCCACUCAUGAAACUUUGCAUUAGUCUUGUAUCCACCAUACUGAUGGUUUUGUUUUUCAAUGGUGAGUUUGAAAAAGAUGACUGACCAAGACACUUGGUUUUCAUAGGAUUUGCUGCUACAGAAAGUUUUAGAAUUUAGAAUUUAGCUUUGUGAAAUUCAGCACUUUUGACUGUGGAUUAUUGGCACUUUCCCCCGUUUUUCCUUCUGCAGAUCAGGAUAUUGAUAUAAAACUAUACGUAUAUAUUUGCCUACAAUUAUAUAACAGAUGCUUUCUCAUUGCGGUUUCUCUAUCUAACUGCCAAUCUUCAUGUUAGAGAACAAGAGUGAACAUUUAUGUACUCUGCACUUUUCUCCUCACUCCCAUAUACAUUUCUGACGUAGGUUGUCUGUCAUUUCCUCGGGGUAUUUCAGAACUAUACAGUCCUUAUUGAAAAAGUCACAUUGCUUGAUCAAUUAGUUUAGGUUGAUUCCCAUUAAUCAUUUCAGUACUGUGGAGCGCACCACAUGCUCUAACCGUCUAUGAGAGUGUGAAUGUGUUUGCGUGGACAACUAAUAAUUACAUUUUCCAAAAGGUCAUUUUUCUUACUGGUUUUUAUACUUUGGAUCACAGCAGAAGAAUAUAAAAGGUGCUUGAUUAUUGUUUGGCAGAUGUCAAUGGAAGAAACUACUUCUAGUGUCAUCUGAACUUCAAGUCUUCCUGAAAUAUUUUGUAAUUUAUCGCUUUUUAUGUGUCUUAGUUUAUUAAAAGUUGAAUUUAUUCCAUGGUAGUCCCUGUUCCAUAUCAUAUGAGUUUUAUAUGUGUGUGUCUGUGUUUAUGAGUGUGUGUUUAUGAGUGUUAAGGGUGCCCUUGUAAUUUCAGUCACAGCUUCUCAAAUGUGUGUGUGUGUGUGUGUGUGUGUGUGUGCGUGUUUGUGCCUUUUUGAAACUUUUCUCAUUAAUGAAUGUUGAGAUGUUUGAAUAAUUUAAAUGCCACCUGUAAUGAAAUUUCUCGCCCUGGAGGAAACAUUGGAAACUACUACUUCAGAUAAAUCUUCACAGUGAAGGGGGGGAAUUUACUUUUUAGGCUGAAGAGUUGCCUUAUUUUUUUUUUUUGUUUAAGCUCCUGCAAGAUGCUCAGAUUAAGAGCUUCUUUUUUCUGAGCAAGUUACAGACCAACUUUUCUUCAAAAAGGAGUGAAAUAUUAUUUUUCCUCCUACUCCUGUAAUUUGUCAAGCUCCCACUCCAACACUUGUCUGUCACCUUGAUGAACUAUCAUCAGUCACAGGACUGUCUUCACAAACAGCACUUUGUUUAGUCUGAUUGGCACAUGUUGAGCACAGAAACGAUGUAAUCCACUGUAUUUGAUCAUAAAAUUCUUCAUUAUAAUCGUUUAUCUUCUAUCUAUGCAGGAGGUGGUUAUGGCCUCUCAGCAUUCAAGCAUUUUAGUCAUUUUAGUCAAUGCAAUAUAAAUGUAGGGUUAUAAACUGGAGAAAUAGUUGCCUCAAUAGCCAAACUAUGCUCUGUACUGGUUACACCCACUUAAUGCACCUCUAAUGGUUUCUUUUUUAAGUUGCCUGAAGACUCAGUAGAAAAUGCAGUAAUUACGCAUUACGAUUUAAUGUAAUAUUGACUUCCAAUGACAGGAUACCUUCACAUCUCACGUCAGAUCCUAUGAAAAUGUGUUUCUCUGUCCUUACGCUCCAGAAGCACAAGGCCCCUGAAGAGUCAUUCAUCAUUAAAGCUAAACUACUGAAAAUACACACUGUGGAGGUUUUUUUUUUUUAUCACACAUCCUUGAAAGAAAAGCUUUCAGUGCGACCACCUUGAUGGGAGAGAAGAGUGUCAAUUAAGGAGAUGGUAUUAAUGCAGUGAAGUUGUUUCCGUCUUACUUAUUCGAAGUCCUUGGUGGAAAAUGAGAUGCAGUUACACCUACAUAUGUUAGAGGUUUAUAGAUCAGCAUGUGUCCACGCUGUUAACUCCAAGGCUUUUCAGGUAUCUCGAUGCAGAUUUGCUUGAGUGUUGUAAAGGAUGGUGUAUGAGUUGAAGUGUUUUGUGAGGUGGAUCUAGUGCUGGUGGUGGGAGGAGGAAGGGUAUGUGACUCACCCGAGUAAAUAGUUCCACAUAUCCUGGCAUUAGUCACUUUAAGAGAAGAAAAGGGAUUCAGCUCCUUGUCUCCCCACCCCUUUGACUCAUAAUGGGAAUCAGUUGAUUGACUUGGCCCACGCUGUCUACAGUUCUUGGUCUUUUUAAUUUUUUCUGCAGCCCAGUUAACUUUUUAUUCACUCUCGGGCGAAAUGGGGAGACUGAGUUAGCAGAUGAUGUGGACUGUUUCCAGAGGGAGAGGGGUCAUGAAGCCACCAAUGCAGGAAAUGCUGAUAAAUUUGAAGCUUUCCUAAGCGCCUCCUCUCCCUCCACACCACCCAAGAUAAUUUGUGAUUUCCUCAUCCUGAGCAAAAAUUGUGUGGUAUUUGAUACCGUUUGUCCUCAUCAGUGCGGGUGAUAGAGCACCAUCUGCUGGUCACUUUUGGCAGCUCUUGCAACAACAGCAGUUAUUUUUUCCUCUUCUUUAAACUCAAAAAGAGGUGAAACAUCCAAAGUUAUAUCUCUCUGUUUCUUAAACUCUAUGCUAGAUCUUAAAGGAUUGACACUGACACAAUUGAAGAGUGAAAAUUAAAUGCUGGAUUUUUUAUUUAUUUAUUUGUGAUAUAAAGAUGUUUAUGCUCUUUUAAAGCUAAAACAGUACUGUGGGCUCUGAUUUAUUUACAAACUUUACUAAGCCACUAUUAUAUAUUGCUAUUAUUUACAGUGAUUAGCCUAAAACAUAUCUAAUAGGCUUCAAUAUUUGCUGAUCUAAACACUUCUGCAAUGUGACAAAAAAGAAACCCACAGAAACCUCAAACACGAAGGCAUCGGUCUUAAACUUUUUAAGUGCAGACCCCAGACAGCCAUGAAUACCAUAUUGACAAAGCAGGCAGUAAAAAAGUAAAAGGAUCUGUUAUAAAGAAGCACAAAGGGAGCACUAAUACAUUUGUAGAUAAGCCCAUGAUUCACUUUGGACAGUUUUAUUAUCUUGAUCUGUUUCCAGGCAAAUUGUAAUACUGAAAUAGAAAUGUGCUCUUUGUUUGUCUUAUUAAAUAAUGUGCUUUUGGGUCACAAUUAGCUUCAUAAUAAUAACCCGACAUAAGAAUCAUGUGUUUUUGUCUUUUUCCAUCUUAAUCUGUGCGGCGAUAAGCAUCAAGACAAAUACUCCUCUCACCUAAUGCUGCUGGCAGAGAGUCAAACGCUGCUAACACUAUGAUCUCUGCGGACUUAAACAAAGAGUAAAUCUGUCUGUUUGAUGUUCAACAGGAGUACAUGUGGAAUGUACUGUAAGUUACAUGAAAUGUAUUGACUGAAUCACCUGAUCUGUUAUGUAUGCAAGGGUGGACGUGCUCACAGCAUGCUGCUUAUCGGAGGGAGAAGUUUAGGCACAAGCAGAUUUAGGACUUAAGCUUGUGUAUUUUGGCUGCUUUGCUGAGUUUUGUUUUGGAUGGAUGAAGUCUAGGUCACUGGGUGUCUGUGGGUAAAAGAUGAAACUCUGUUCUUUUCCAUCACCCCUCAGCCCACUGGGAAAACACUAAUCAUUUGAGAUACGACUUAAAGUUGAAGUGACAUUUCCUGGGUCCCCGUUAUCUUUUAUCUCAAGCAGGCUCUGUUUUUAGACAGAGAGGGGCCCUGCUGACCAACACGGGGAAAAUCCAUCUCGGUUGCAGCUCCUGGAACACCACAGCUCUGGCAUGUGUCUACACAGGGAGAGCCGUAAUCACAAGUUAAUGUCUCUGUGCUGAUGGACUGAGGAAGGGAACAGAUGUAUGCUGCUUUACUCCUGCAUGAAGAGAGUCCUGGACACAGCUUCUUCAUCCGUGUUAUGAGCUAACAACGCUAUAAUUCAGGCCUGGCCAUAUUUAGGCAGGGCUCACUGCUAUGUAAACACAGCUAACUGCUGAGGGGAGGGCUCACUACUGCACUUAUGUCAGUGUCCAUCAGUGCCUGCAGAUAGUUCUGUGGAGAAAGGUAAUAAAGGUCCGACAGCUGUAAAGUUAAAGUGGAUUUGAAGAUUUCAAACACUCGCAGAAGUGGGUCCGACUAGCACACAUUAUGUGACUCAUGGGUUGUUUCAUGAUUUCACCUGAGGAAUGCAGCUUCUCUGACAUGGACGGCCUGGACUACCUGUCGGGGCCGAGAGCGUUGCCCAAGAGAUCAGCCUAAGAGCUCAACUUUUAUUGAAACUUGGACAGCAGCAUGAGUGAGGCCUUGUGGGAAAGCUCUAGGGAGGCUGUUUGCUUCCCACUCAGCAGCACUCAGCCCAUCCAGCUGAAACCGCGGUCAACGUCCGGUUCACCCAGUGGAUCCCCGAGGAUGUCCCCCUGUGACUCCCCUCGCAACUCACCCCGCCACUCUCCCGUGCUGUUCCGCAAACUCCUCAUGAAUCGCAGCAUAGCACUGCAGAGGCGCUUCACGUUGGCACACACGCCCAGGUAAAGAAACCGAAAGAGUUUAGUCUGUCGGGAUUUAAAGGUUAAUGUGUCUUCAACAGUUGUUGUUGUGCAGCGAUCUAAAGGUUCAGAAUCAGAGGUCAUAGUCACAGUUUCUUUUUACACUGUUGAACUUAAAUAAACUCAAGCACAUGCAUGUGUUUGGUAAUAGAGCAUGCUUCAGUUUUAGGAAAGAUGCUUUCACACGUCAUCAAAUGUGUGUCAUGGGUUUGCUGAUGCAAAAAAAGCCUCAUUGUCUGAUGACAAGGUAACUGUGAGAAAUCAUGAUUUUGUUGACGUCGGGAGCAAUAUCAUCUCAAUGGACCUCGUUGUUCUUGCAAUGAAAGAGAGUGCCUUGUUUGUGCCUAAGGUGUUCUGUGCUGCAUUCAGCAGGCCUGGCACAGGUUAGAUAGAUGGGGGAAGGAUCUUGGCAGCUGACGGACUGUGUGUGUGACCUGAGGUUUUUGUUUUUGUUUGGCAGAGUUCAGAGGGCUCGCUCACUGCCGUAAACACAAAGUUGAUUCCCAAUGCUGCAUCCUGUUUUGUUCCCUUUUUCCUCAUGACUGAUAACCACACAUCAUGUGGCUCUUUAACGUCAGAACAAAUUAAUCCUUGCUGGGAGUGUGCCAAUUUCUUAAUUGAUUCUUAAUUUCUUAAAGGAGAAACUCUACGAUAUCUACAGAUGUUUAGUCGGUGUUGUGAUUGGUGUAGGUAAAGAGUCAUUUGAAAAAAAGUAUAUAAUAGAGAUGUGAGAGUGACUUUACUUUGCUUCGAUUUUUGCUUUUGAUUUUAAAAAUAGAAACUAACUCUGACUUGGUAGCAAAAACAUCGCUGGCGGGUCGUGGUGUAGAAAAUGGAUUUUCCAUGUGCACAUCCAUGACCUGCAGGUCAUUUGAAGAAACUUGGAAAAAGUUUUUGAGAGAGGAAACAACAUACUGCAUGAAGUCCUUUUUCAGCCUGAACAGGGGACAAAAAUAGCAAAAACUGUCAGCGUCAUGAAUAUUCAGUACAGAAUUGAAUUGUUUUUAAAAGUUGAUUUAAUGAGCUUUAUCAACAUUUUGGUACUUUUUGCAAACUCACUCACAACGCUCAUAAUACAAAGGGCAGUCAGCCAAAGUGAACAGUGAGCUGAUAAAAAACAUCUCUCCCCAUAACUACCUCAGUAAUGUCUUCUUUAGUCAUUAAUAUAUUGUCAUCAGAUCCUUUUCAAUAGUUUAACAAUCAUGUGAGAAAAACUAAUGAAAUUUUAUUGAACCUAUGAAAACCUGAAGUAAUUUGAAUGUCGUAAUAGAGCUGUGUCACAUCAGAAGUACUCUGGUUUCAUGCAGUGAGCCGACUGAAGACAUUAUCUGCACGUCUGCCUCCUUCAUUGCUCUAAAUUAUUCCAGUUAAUGCUGAAGCUCUUCCAACCAACAAAUAUCACAUCAUAUUCUGAUGAGAAAGUUCCCUUGAAAUCCAGCUCACACCAAUUUAUGAAAGAAAAAUAAUGAAACUUAAUCGGUUUUCAUUUUAAGUGCUAGAUUAACAGAUUUAUGGAGUAAACCCGGAAAAUGUUUUUCUUGGGGCUCCCCCCGGAUGGAGCGUCUCUUAAGGUCUUAUAUAGUUCUCAGAGCAAAGCAAUAAUUUAUAAGUAUGAGUAAUAAAUUCCCUGCAACUGUCGAAGGCCUUCCACUGAAAUUCACAGUCAUUGCGAAACUGUCUGUGUGAAGGCCAAUCUUUAUCUCAGUUGGGCUCAAAUAUCCCCUCAGGGAUUAAUAAAGUUCUUUUUUUCUUAUCUGAACUGAAUCUCACCUGGGUAAAGAAGAGAUGCAGUCUGUGCAUCAGAGGUUGGUAAUGUACAUCUUUUAAGAUAAUGUCUGAAAUGUUGUUUUAACAAUGUGUGAAAUGAAAAUAUUUAGUUCGUCACUCAUUUUAAAAAAAGUGUCUCAUACAUAGUCGAUACCAGGGCAGUCUACUGAAGUAAAUGAAAAUAAAUGUUAAAUAUGAAUAACAUCUUACAUUUUACCAACUACAGUCAGAGAUCACAAUGUAAGACUUCUAUCCAUACUCCCCAGCUCUCAUUCAUAGACUUAUCUUGAAUGUUCCUUAGGUUAGUAUAGGUUAAUAUAAUACAAUGAGGGUAUUAUACAUAAAGUACAUGUUUAUCAUCAGGGUCAAUCGAAAUUAAUCCAUGUUGAAGGUCAGUGAACUUCCACUUCAUGAUGACAUGAACCCAUUGUCACUUUACAGUAUUUGGCACUGUUGUGCUCCAGCCUGUUGUUUUAAUAAGUAUUGGUUUGCAGAUAUUGUGUUGUCCGAGCCAAUCAGCACUGACCUGUGAUAAUGGUAUUGAUAUGUUGGUACUGUCAGUGAUGUUAAAGGAUGCCAAUUUCUUUAUCUGCUGUCAACUGGAGUGGACAGUUAUCUCUAUUGUUCCAGUCAAACAAGUUUUGUGGUUAAAUAGGAGAAAAACUGGAAGGUUAAGGUUUCAUAUCUUACAUAUCAAUAUCCUCAAUCCAACAGCUUAUUCAAAAGAAAAGUCUGAAUCAGUUGAGUUUUCUUUGAUUUGUAAGUCUCAAAAAGAAAGACCCCUUAAAUAUUUAGGAGUGCCACCUUCUAGUGCUUUCUGGUGUUUGUUGCUGGUCUUUCCACCCGUAAAAGAUGGCCUUGUGUAGGUCUCUGCAGUGUGUAAGUGUAGGACAGGAGGACACAUUUAAGGUGAUGCUUAUUACAACUUUUGAAAUUACAAUGAAGUUUCGAAGAAAGGUCAGUUCUACAAAUUAUUUUAUGAAACAGCUGCAUAUUUUGUUUUCUUCACCUGAGUGAAUAAAGCUCCUGUUUUAGUUGUUGGCAGUAACCUUGUUGGCAGCUAAAAGCCAAACUAGAGCUAACUCAGUCACUCUAAAGAGGACAGAGGUCUCCAGACUCAGACUGAAGCUAGAGGUGACAGCAGCCUACGUAUCAGUGACGAUUUCAUUCAUGCGAGCUUACUUGUGGUGAAGAUGGGGGAGGAACAAUGUCAUACAGUGUUAAGAUAAAUUCUCUUUGUAAAUACGCUGGUACCUUUUCCAGUAAGAUGAUAAUAUUGAUUCUUUGUAGGCAGUUGAAUCAGUCGGCUGAGUUAAUUUUUAUGAGCCUCUUUGCAUGAAUGCACCAACCACAUGAUAAAGCAAGUGAUACCACAUCUUUAAGACGAUCGCUUUCGUCUAUACAGCAUUUUCUGAGUACACAUUGUGUGAAGGGAAGUGGUUGUAGUGGCUUUUUUUGUUUCUGUUGCCAUGCAACAUUUGUACUUUCUUCAAAGUUUAAAUGUUUCAAACUUUAAGUGCUGGUACUUGAAAAAACAGGCUGUACCAUUUUUCCUGUCAUUUCAUAUCAGUCCUCAAUGCUGUAGAUCCAUCCUUGAAAGAAACACCAACAGAUAAAUUGUAUGGGCUUUGAUCUGAUGAGUGAGCUGCAUUGUUGAUAUGAUCUUGCUCAUUUUAGUCUUGAUUUAUAUCUCGGCACGUCUCUACUAGUUUGCUUUUAACACCAGUUACACCUCACCAUAUCUCCUCCGUAAUGUAAUAAAUCACAGAGAAACUAGAGAUUAGAGAUUUAGUGAUUUGAAUGUGCAGAGAUAGCUCCUUAAGUGUCUGGAGUACAACCAAAAAUAUUUCCUGCUGGAUGGCCCAGGAACAUGUCAUCACUUAUACAAACACCAACAGAUAUUUCCAAGACUGUAUUUCACAGGAUUUUAACAGCUCUGUAUUGGUGAGAUCUCACUGCUAUCUCCUGCAGGUUAAAAUGUUAUUGCUGAGAAUGUGUUGUAGUGUUGUAGAUGGAGGAUGUGCAUAUGUUUAUGGCAAGGGUGUCAUCUCACCUCUGAGCCAAUAGUGUUUUAGCUUCCGACUUACUGUCCUUUAAGGUGUGAAAAGUUAAUGAGUUCUAAGCAGUUGUGAAAUUUUUCUUCACACUCUUAUAAAAAUAUAAUUUUCACUCUGGUAACUCUCAAAGAAGUGGUUCAGGUUCCCUUCCUGAUUUCUAUUUUUUGUCUAGAGUUUAAAAGGCAGCAAAAGCUUAAUCUGUAGAUACUCCAGUGUUUCUCCUGAGAACAAAAAGUUGUGUGUUAAUUGUGAUCUGUGUCUUCUAUUAACAUUUUCCUCCUGUUUCAUUUUUUACAUUAAGGCUGAAGCAUUUGUCUUUUCAGCACUGUGAUUAAAAAUAUAAAAAUAGUUAUGUUUCAAGUGAAUUGUGGCUUAUUUUGGCAUGAAAUGUAAUUUAAAAAAUGUAAAUUCUGAUUUAAUUCUGUUAGUUAAGCAACACAAAGUAAACAAGUCAUCAUCCUGGGCACUAAAGAGUUAAAAAAAAGCUUUUUUUUCUAGUUUUAAUCAUGAAUCGGUUAAUCAUACAGAACAAUCUGCUGAGUCGUGUUAUCAAAAUAAUCAAUAAUUCUCAGUAUUAUAACAUGCCCAUCACUGAACAUAACACCAAAACUCUCAGUAAACUUUAACACUUUAACACAUUUACCAUUAGUAUUUUUUGUCAAUGUGAGAUUGCGUUUGGCACUUUUUUGUAACAAGUUUUGCUUUGCAUUCUUACAUGCCCUUCAUCUCCCCUCACACGCCUCUUGCCAGCCUGCCCAGCACCCACUCUAACAAUAUCCCCCUGUAAUGAUGUAGCUGCAGGGCAGCAGAAGGAGGGUGUCGGGUCAGGUGGCCCGUUCAUCUCACGUGUCAACGAAGGCUGAGCAAAGCUAGCUCUGCCAGACACAAAAACACCCGCCAGCCACACAGUGAAGUCAGAUCUCUCAGUGGCAAGUUUGAACAGACCGAAAUGUAAAUCUGUUACUGUCUGCAUGUAGGAGAUUUUUCUGACUGAGUGGCUGCACUCAGUUCCCAGACUUUAUCUCAAAUAUCUGAUAAUAUAGUUUGGAAAAGGAUCAGCUUCUGACAAGAAAGCUUUCCAGGAUAAACCCCUGCAAAUUUCCUGAUUUUGGAUAUCAUGUACACAAAAGAUUCCUUGACAGCUGCUGAGGACUUGGUGGGCUGUCCUUAACUCCCCCAGCAACCUCAGGGGACUCCACAAGCUCUCAUAAUGUUAGAGGAAGAGGUCAACCCUCGCUGACGCUACCCUGCAGUGUCAUUGCUGUCAGCAACCAUUCAGCUGUUCCCCUUUCUGGAAACACAGUGAGUAACUGUCAGAGAAAUGCAGGAACAGUACUUCUUUUAAAGAUAUUUGGCUCCUCUCCAGAUACUCAGCAUUUUCCCGGACAAUUUGGAGUUCUGCUCAUAAAAAAAACUUUCAGGAAUGUAGCCAGUGUCACGUUUGGGAUUAGUUUGAGUGUUUACAUCACCAGCCGACCAGUGAGAGAGCCGAGACAACUUUGGAAAAUCCUUCUUUGCAGCUGGAUCAUUAGUUACAACAGCUUUUUGUCUGCUCCUUCGUCCUGGAGGAACUAAUUUAAUAUAUCACACCCUCGUCAGCCUUGCUGAGUCUUGCCAGGGACUUAAGAAGAGGAAGAAGUCUGCAUUAUUUCUCAUCAGUUUUCCCUGCAUCCUAAGGUGGAGGAUUAAUCAAAUGCAUCCAUCAUCUACCUUUGUUUGUGUCUCUCACUUGGAAUCUUCCUGUGCUCCUGAUUUAUCCCUGUACAAAAGCUUAUGGGCACAAUCAAAAAGUUUCACAGAAGAAAAACAUCAGACUGAGUUUUAGGAGUCCAAGGCACCCCAAAGGAGGUUCAGAAGUUCAGGUUAUUUUAUGUACAGUCCAGAGAGUCUCAUGUGAACCAGUAGCCGGUGGAACAAUGAACAAAGAUCUACGACCGGGAAGGAAAGGGCCACCGACUGGGUUCGGACACGGUAGAAGACACUCGUGCUUGGGGUAUGUUCCUGAACUAUGCAUCCUGAAUGUAUUCACACAAAAGGGGGGGCGGUCAUACUGCAGGGUAUGGUUACAUGCUCUGCUAUAAACCUGGAGUGAUAGUUUCACUGCCUGUGUUACAGGGAGGUUAUUUUUAGGCAGAUCCUGCUGUACAUUCAGUGUCUCACAUACCACUGACAUCACUGUGCCGUCUUUGUAGCUGUUUUUUUAUUUUUUGCUGUCAGCACUUCAGUUCUGAGUGUACAUAUUUGGUUGAUAAAUAAUUGAACGACAUAACCCUCUCAAAUAAGCACUGGUCACCCUCAUUUGAGAGCACAACAAUCUCUUAUCAGUUUAAAAAAGUAGUAAUAUUUUUAUUGCUGUGAAAUAAUGAUGACCAUAUGUUGCCUAGCACUAGCCUGGGCUGUGGUUAACGCAGUGGUUCUCAAUCCAGUCCUUGAGGCCCACUGUCCGGCAUGUUUUGGAUGUUUCCCUGCUCCAACACACCUGAUUGAAAUGAUCAGCUCGUUAUUAAGCCAUUACAGAGCUUGAUAACGAGCUGAUCAUUUGAAUCAGGUGUGCUGGAGCAGGGAAACAUCCAAAACAUGCAGGACAGUGGGGGGCUUGAGGACUGGACUUGAGAACCACUGGGUUAACGGCUGCUGUAAUUAUUCUACUGUGCUCUACUACCUGGAUGUAAAAAAGUAUAGAUGACAUCUUGUAGCACAGUGCAGUUUUACAGUCUUUUGAUCUAGAAAAUGGAGACAAAGUUGUAUCCAUAUCCCGUUAAAUUGGCAUAUAGCCUCACAACCAGAGCGAUGCGUAACCAGCACAGGUAAAUGGACAUUAACCCACAAGGAGGACUGAAGGCUAGUGGAGCCAGCUCUGCUAAAGCAAACCUUAGCAAACCAGUAUUAGAUUGUGUAACCGCGGGCUCUUUGAUCCUGUGAUAAACCCACACUGGAUAAAUUGUGCAAAGUUCGGCUGUUUAUGGAGCGUUUGGAACAUCUUAACACUCUUGGUUCAUCUUGAGAAAAUACUUUUCUGUCUCUGUAAUGAAAGAUUGCUGAGCGAAUAAAAUUCUCCCUUUCUGCACUGAAUAUUGUCAAAAUUAAACUUUAAAGAAGAGCCCAUAAUGAGGUGUCAAGUUUUUUGCUCAAAUAAAAAUUAAUAAGAGGAUGUCCGUUUCAACACAGCUCGAUCUGGUAAAGUUUCUAAAGUAAUUCUUAUUGUUCUAUUCUGUCUGUACAUUAACCGCAUAUUGUGUUUCUUGUCAAAGCUUUAGAGAAAACCAACCAAAGCAGAGGGUGUCAUUAUCCAUGUCCAGUCAGAUACGACUGAAGUAGAACUGAUGAUGCAGUGGCCUGGUUUGUCAAAGAGCUCAUGCUUAUUGUGGUGGACUGUAAUAAAUAUGGAGAUCAGUUGAGUAUCUGAUGAAAUCUCUACAUUCAUUUUAUAGAUCCUGCUAAUGCAAGUCUGUCAGCUGUGGUGAUGUUGUAUGCACGAUAAGAUCAGUGUGUGGCUUGGUGCCUUUUUUAGGCUGUACUUGUUUUUCUUAUUUGUUGGCAUUUUACCCAACAGCUUUUAAGAGGAAGCAAAUUUUGUUUGCGGCAAGUUUCAUUCAGCAGACUUCCUGUUUUUGCUGAAAGUCUUCCAGAGAUAUUUUUCAUCAUGAUGACCUCGAGACUGAAGUUUCUGAGUGAACACAGAGCUUUGAAAUGGUUCAUGGAGAGAUGUUUGUUUUCGGUCUGUAAAGAAGCAGUAAAAUUAAACCUUUUAAACAGCAUGUGCCUUACUUUGUAAAUAAUAGAUUUUUCACUCACACCUAACGUGUACUUGUGAGUAUGUCAGUGUGUGAGCUGAGAGAGUGUGUAGUGAGAUUACCUCGCCUAUUGUUGCUGAUCUACAAUGAGGGACAGCUGCCUAAAUACAAUGCUGUUUAUGUGUUGGAGCAGGUCAGUAAAGUUAAAGCACAUAGAUGUUUUCUGUAUACAUGAUCCCCUUGGAUGCUAUUCAAAUAUGUUUGUGUUCAUUCCAAAGUGUUGGGAUUUGUGUGUAUCCCCUCUCGUGUAUUCAUACCCAUGUCUGUCAUCAGCCCUGUUGAGCAUUUAGAGGUGGGAACCACCCAGCCCUUCACCCUGCUGCUGGGUCAGUGGUUGACGCAGUGCCUCAUACUACAUCCCUCCUCGACCACAAAAACAGGCCACACCUUCGUUGGUAUUAGCUACUGCAGAGAAUGCACAGCUAAAAAAGCUGCAAACUAUGUUGUAACCUGUCUUCGAACAGCUGUGGAUUUGCCACCAGCUCACCUUAGGCUUCAGCUUGCAUGAACUGACCUUUGUAAAACACAAAAAAUUAAUUACUGCACUUUGCAUUUCUUUAGCAGGACAUUUUGCCUGUCAAAGGCAAAGCACAUUAGAUAUUAAUUUGAAAGGUCAAGCUGUGCUAAAAACUAAGCAAAUCUGAUGGAGUCUGCAUCUCUGUACCCAUACUGGUCUUUAUUCAGGUUUACAGUAAGAAAAUGUUUUUUUAUUUUUCUCUAAAUCUCUAAAGGUUCAGUGGCAUUCAGCUUCAACCCACCAAAGAGUAUCAAGAAAAGGAUGCAGUUUUAAUGUCUGAAUGCUUUCAGCUGUGGUUAUAGCCUGUUCUGUUUUUUUAACACCCUGUCUGCUGACGUCUUUCCUUGAAGUUAAAAACAAAUGACAACAACAGCUACUUUUUGGUUUCCAGGUUGCAUUUCAAAGGUUUGUGUCAAAGUUGGUGAAGUGAUCUCAUUGUAAUAUUACUCCCAACCACAGCCCCUAAUACAUAGCAGGAAGAACUAUAAACACCCAGAUUAGAGAGUUAAAUUAUGUGAAACAGGUUUAACCAUCUUAGAUUACCCUCUGAGGAAAAGCGAGAGACUUCUUUCCGACCCAAUGCAAACACAAGAGAGUAUGAGUGAUAGGUGGGAGGGGGCAACAAUAACACAACAGACCCCCAAAAUAAACCCCCAAGCCUUGAAUAGUUCCCCAGCCCCGCCAGCCUGGCUGCACAUGACACGUGAAUGUGACAUGUGGUUAUCAUUUUGUGUGUAUACACUCAUCCAAACAAACUCGCACAUACCCAGCACCCUGCAGCAGCAACCCAUCCCAAAAUCCUUAUUGAUUGUUCCACCGAAAUGUUGCCGUUGGUGCUUUAGAGUUGUAAUGCUAAAUUAUUGUUUGUGUUUUACAAUGAGUGGAAAAUGAAUUGAAGAAAAUCAGAAUCAAUUUUUUUUUUCUUAAAUUUGAGGGUGAUGAAGAAAAUGCUUUUAUUGUUUAUAUUAGUUUUGUUUCAUUUUAUUAUUGUAAUAUGUCUACAUUUAUGUUUCGAGUUCCCCUCAUGCAAACAUAUUGUAGUUUUUUUGUAGUCACACAGUGACCUCUGCUGGACACUUAGCGUACCUUCAGGAGGCUCAGUCCACAGCUCUGUGAUCUCACUGUCUAAGUGUAAACAGACUCUGGAUGAAUCAGAUUUACUGUAUGUGGACUCAGUGAAUGUAACAAAUGUUGUAGCAUGCUUCUACUUAUCUCAGACAAAUAAAUGGCAAAGCCGUGACAAGUAACAACCCUCUAAAAUAACACAGGUGCCGCACGUUGUGUAUUUAGUGGGUGGUGCAGCCUUACUUCAGUUCCAGAGAGGAAUGUACUUAAGAGCAUGAACUAAGCAGCAACCACCAUGACUGGCUAUUGAAGCCAUCAAGAAAUUUACUUUACAACAUGCUGGCACAUGCAGCAGAGACACAUGUUUACCCUAUGCUAUGCAAUGCGCAAAAAUCUAAAGCUUGAAAUGAUCCAAAGUGAGGUCCCAAUCCAAAUCAGAAUAUGUAGUAAGUACACCACAAGGUGGUGCAAUUUAAUCUCUUCUGUGCUGUUGCAAAUGAAAUACAACAUGUGCAAGUGUAUGAGCCAACAAAGAUCUUCAACAAUCCUCAUCAAUUCAGAAUUUAAAGAAUACUUAAAUUUCAUUAUCAUUAAAUGAAGUUUCUAUCCACAGAAAUACUUGAGCAGAACUUUUCAGGUGUCCUUUUUCAAACCUACUUUAAUGUAAGAAACUCUGUGUAACCAACACUCUGUAAGUUUAUGUCAGUUUUUGAAACAUGGCCUGCCAGCGUUUAAAAUGAACUCAGACACUUGUAGCUUGACUAUAAGCUCCUGUUCUUAAAAUGAAGUUCUGUAAUGGCUCUUAAAGUUCAGAGCCUGUAUCCCUGCUGCCUCAUUUGACCGUUAAUGCCCUCUAAAAAACCGCUACAGAAAACUAGGGUUAUUCAAACUGAAACUGUGUGUGAGGUUGUGUAAUACAGAGUUUAAAACAAAGAAACACUUUGAGAAAUCAAAUUUUGGUCGGAAAAAGGGUGGUUUGUUUCCUGAGUGGGUGAAAGAAAAAACAGAUUUGCCUCCAUGCUUCUUAACUUCUAUCAGACCAUCAGCAGAUUGAUUCCGAAUCUUUUAAAUAAAGGUCAAAGCUUUUAAACUGUGUAUCUUCAUUCACACGCACCCAAACUCUGACAUGUGCUCUUCCUUACACUUCCAAACUCAGUCAUGCACACACAGAUACAUGUCACUCUUCCCUCACAGCUUACUCUCAUUACCAGAGGUGAUGUUGUCAUAGGAGGCAGCAGCCAACUGCACUGUAGAAGUCAUUCUGGCUGGAGGAUUCAGUUACACAGCGGCCUCUCAGACAGCUCACUCUUAGCAAACCUACACGCCUUCAUCUGUUAGGAUGUCCAACAUGUUUCCCAAUCACGUGGCCAAAAGGGGGAAGGUGAGCAAUGGAAAGAAGGGUACAAGGCUUUUAGUUUGGAUAUUGUAAACCCGCUUGUGUUACUAGAUAUGACAGCAAGAGAACUACUUUCUGCCAUGGUUUUUGGACAGCAAUUAAAAAUUGUGGCUGAACAGAGAGAGGUUAUAGUUGUGACAGGCAUGUCUUUACAUUUCUGGAUUUUUAGUGGUCUGGACUGGCGGUCUUGACUCCAACUAUUGGACUCAUUCUGUGUAGGCUCACUGGAAAGGCUCAUGCCAUUGAUGGGAAGGAUGCUGCAGGCAAAUCUGAGAUACUGAGAUUCGGACUAACUCGAACUGUUUCGUGGAAGGGGGCCAGCUCUUUACUCCAGCGAUAUUACAGAGGGGGAUGGGCAUUGGGCUGUGAAUCUCAGGGUGACAUGUGGGUUUAAGAGCGCCAAUCCUGAUCAUAUAGCAUGUCUUGUUCAGAGUUUUGCAAAACUACGGUGUACCAGAGACAAAAGAAAUUACUGGAUAUUAAUGUGUAAGGUUCUCAUCCUUGUUUUUAUUUUAACAUCAGAAAUGUGUGGUGGACUAACAGGUGUAACAAAGGCCUCUUAACUCCAUGUGAGCUGAAUGCCAAGCUUGUUUUUUCUCCUCAUCUGCAGGAGAAUCCCUGCUCGAUGACCCUGCAUUGUUCACAUAUUUAUGUCCAACCUAAUCAUCUUUGUAGCCCGGGGUUUCUCCCCAAACAGUGUGGACAUUAAAUCAUAAAAACUAGAAUAACCUAGUUUCUCCUCUCUGAUUUAUCAGUCAGCUGACAUUUAGAUGACAUGACAAUCCUAAAAAACACAUUAAAAAUAGAAGUCUUCACAAGAUGUGCAUGAUAUGGGUCUGAAGUUUGUCUUGCUGAGAUGAAGAGAGGAAAGAUUUGAAGGAGCAGCUAUAAAACGAACACAGUGAAGUGAAAGUUCAGAAGAGCAGCCAAACAUUUACUAAUGAGCGAUUCAAUAUAACUUCUGAACCUACCUCCAUAUCAUCACCACAUCACUGUUUUCAGGAGAUCACUACAGGAGCUUACCCUCCCUUUUUCAAGCAGCUCCUCUCCUAUGUGCCAGUUGACACGUCCAACUUGGUCGUCUACCCUGUGUCUCAAAAGACAAAUAUUUGCCUGUGAUGUCGACAGGAGAGAGUCCGUCAGUCAGUGAGAUCAUCCGGUUCUAGAAAAGUCCAUCCCAGCCUGUGGUGAGACUGACUGGGUUCUCUGUCCUGUGAAUUAUUCAUCCAAAUCUGCUGCUGUAUGUAAAUGUGUAACAUUAAGCAUAGAUUGGUUAACGAUUGGAUUGCGUUGGUUUUAAAUAUGUUAAAACUUGCUGUGUGUGUAUGAGCCUGUCUACAGGAGGUGUACUGCCUCAGAGAAAUUUCAUCUCAAGAGUAGUAGUGUCUCAAAAACACACUUUAAAUAAACACCACACAUUUACCACAUCCGUAACCAUACACAGCACCAUAUAUACACAGCCACAAACACAAAAACACAAAAACACAAACACGUGACACAACUACUAUAACCACAACCCCCCUCAAUCUCCCUUGCUUAAACACAUAGUGCACAUACACAUGCACAUACUUCAUGUCUUUUUAAAGCCUCCAUGUGCUGAGGGAGACGGAGAGAGAGAGAGAGUGUGUCUUAGAGAGACAGAGGAGUGAGGAGGGGAGGAGUGUAUGUCUAGAAAACAGACAGCUCAGCUCUUUACUUCUCAUUGUGGACUUGAAUCUGCGUUCAGCUAUCCAAACCGCACGAAACAGGAGAGUCGCUGAGGAAAUGAGUCUUUAAAGAACCACACUCCUUUGAUCCCUUCCCUCUCUUCACCCUCAACUUGAUUCUCGCUGGUGGCAUGAUGCUGAAACACAUCGAGGAGGGCUUUCCUCCGCCUGUUUGCGCGUCAGUGGAAACCUGGUGUGGUGUAAAGAGAAAGGAGAGAUCGCAGAAGAGUGGAGGAGUUGAGGAGCUUCCUGAGGAGAGGGAAAAGGAGGAUUAGCAGAGAACAGAGCUGAAGAGGAAAAGAAGCAAACAAAAACAUGAGUUUACCCACUAACUGUGUAUAUCUGGCCCCCUCGGUCCAGGAUCGCUACUUCAAAGUGAGGAAUGGGAAUAUCUGCGGGUCACCGUGCGCCGUCAACCGGCCUAUUGACAUUGUGCAGAAACGCAGGCGGUAAGACCAAUGUGAUAUCAUCCAGAUGCUGCAUUUGCACAACUCUGAACACAUGGCUUUUCUCGUUUUAAAGGAAGUAUCACAUUUGUUUCACUGGCAACAGUCAUAAUUUUAUCUGAGAACAUUUGAAUAAGGUUGUCACAGCACCCCAUGAAACUGCUACCAGAAUGUCUGGAGCGCAUAUCACAGGUUUAAUUAUCCCAUUUAAAAGUCAGGUCAAUAGCAGGUUCAAUUUGUGAUCAAAAUAAUUAACUAAACAGUCAAAAUUAUUUCCUUUUUUUUCUAAAAUAUGCCCGUCAACUACGUAGUGCAUUUACCCUCAAUUUCCUUGUAAGACUAUCAGUGUAUCAUUGUGGGUCAGUAUGUAACUUAUUGUGUCCUAAUUGUAUUUUCUCAUAAUAUUCCUGUCAUUCACACUUGAUACACAGUCUAGUGAGUCAAUGUAAUGCAGAGCUGGGAGUUACCUCCUGAUAUCUGAUUAAGAUUUUAUUUCUUUACCAGUAUUUCUAUAUAACUAAAACCACCCUUUGCCUGCCAGUAAUACAGUUUAUUCUCUAUAUCUCUGCCAAAAGACAAGCAGUCGACUGAAAUCAAGCUAAGAUUCCCUAUCAGAUUCCCCAAGUUGGUUUGAAAUCAGGUCUGAAUCUGUGAGGCUGGACCUUUUCCUUACCAGGAGCUGCUUUACUGUUUUCACUGUUUUGAUUUAUCAUCACUUACCAAAUAUCUAAAAUAAAACAAAAUACACAAUUUAUGUUAUUAUUAUCUGUAGGGCGUAUACAUCCGGAAAUGUAUAAAUCUGUCUAAAAUAUAGGAGUCUUUUUGUCGAACACUUGUUCACAUUUCACCAAAGAAGAAUAAGCAAACAUACAAACAGAGAAACCUUAACCUAAGCUGAUAAUGUAAAACACAAAAUAGUCAUAGAUCCCAACCGCCUGUAUGUUGCCAUAACAAUCUCAGCAGUUCAGCCUUUGUUGUUACGGUUGACCCUCAGGAUUGGAUGCUUCUCCCUGUUUUUAAGGCAUAUAAAGUCAGAGUGGAGCGUUAAAAUUUCCCCCGUUCAUGCUUUACUACCCGCCCCUACAUGAGUAUACCUGAAAGUGGCUGCUGCCUUGGGAGUCAUAGAAGGAAAUCUGACUAAUUUAGCAGGCGGCCUUUCAGAGAGUCAUGACGACAUAAGCCAGGUCAGGCAGGGAGGGGAUCAAAGUGUCUUUAUAAUGUCAACCCGCCAAUAAAAAAAAACCUUCAAAGAGAGAUUUCUAAUGAACGCAAAGUGGGCUGUAUUUACAGGCCUGAUGGAUUGACCACAUGUGUGUAAUAAUAGUCAAAAAGCCAUAGAAAGAAAUAAAGUGCACAUUAUAAGUGACCAAAUCCCUUUAACCUUGCAUGCUGCAUAGUUCCCAUUAAUUUCUAGACUGAAACAUAUUGCCUUCACCGUCAUCACUUUCCCCUCUAAAGUUUUGGGGUUUUACAGUUAGUUUUGGCUCACAGACACUCAUAUGCUGUACAUCAGUUGAGGCAUUUAAGAUCUGCUUUCAGGGUUAUGAUCUGGCAGGACUUUGCUGUAAAGGAAAAAGCAGUAAAGCUCCCUGUCCUAAGUGUCGCUUUUUAUCUCAUUAAAGCUCAGCUAGCUCCUACCAAGUCACUUCAUUAUCAAGAUUAUCUCCGUGUGCAGACCAAAAGGGCUGAUGUGUUGCAUUUUGAUUUUGAUUUUCUUUCUAUGAAUUCUAAAGGUGUCUGUGGAUUAAUCAGAUUAUUUUCUGAAAUAUUUCACAAAUGAAACAAAUCCCACCAGGUUUAAAUAAAUGGUAGUGUGGCAUUAAAAACCAACGUAUACGACUUUUUUUUCUGCUGCAUUAUAUCACAGUGCUCCCCAUCAGCACAAGUUCUUCAUAAACUGUGCUUAACUUUGUUGUACAGUCAUUUUAGCAUCAUAUCCCAUGCAUCUGAAUGAGGACUAACAUGGGUAAUCUGCAAAAAUAGAUUUAACAUAUGUUGUGUCAUUUCACAUGUAAUUUUAUAAAGAUUAUGUCAACAGUAUACCUGUAACAUAAGUGAUAGUAAAGAGCACUGAUUGGUUUCAUUCUCGUUCAUCCUUUUUAGCUUUUAACAUCAGUAAUGUCAACUUGAUAUUUACUGGAUUACACAGUGAAGGGCACAUUAGUCUUGUGGUGUUAAAAUCAAUGUAAAGAUGCUCUUCAGAUAAAUUAGACUGUCGCCAAUGUUAUCACACCAGCUUAGAAAACCCUGUGAGAAUCCUGAAAGAAUAAAACAAUGAUUGUUAACUGUUGGCUUUGAAUCGUCGCAGUUUUGUAAUCAAAUCUGUUUUCAAUGAAACAACAACAGUACUUUUAAAUGGGCUAUUACCAUCAAGUGAAAAUGUCUUGUUCUGUUGUGAAAAAUUAAUAUUUCUCUGGAUAGUUUUUCUUCAGUGUCUUUAAUUCACAUAAAACCAAAUAUUGGAGCUGUGCUGUGAUAGUUCUUGAAAGUGGCAGCAGACAGGAUCAGGUAGCUGAGGUCAGAAGCUUUCAGCUCUCAGCAUGCUGUUGACAGCUUUGAUGAAAUGUCUCGAGUACGUGCAGCCCCGUGCUCAUCACUGCUCGUAAAAAGUCACAUUUAACACUUGAAAGUUCUUGGUACUUCCACUUGCUUCAUCUGAGUCAUGCCACGUUGUUUAUUGGUUCAUUUAGUCAGUGUUUGCACAAUAAAUUUUACCCAUGCAUAAUCACUUAGAUUUCUUUGCAUUGCUGAUAGUGGUUUCGUAUGUAGUCUUGCCCUCUCUGUUGAGUCACAAGUUGAUCGGCUGAUUUGAUCUUUGUCCUUCAGGCUGGUGGAUGGUUUCCUGUAAACCUUUACAUUGAAGCUUUUCAAAGCAGACACUUUUGCUGCUCUUUGACGAUCCUCACAUUUUAAAGUUUUGAAUUCGAGGCCUCAGAUUUGUUCUUGACACACUUUUUUUUUCCUGAGGGGUUUAUCAGCAUGGAUUCAAGCAAUACUGUUGCUUGAGUUGAAUAUUUACUCCUUACCUAAGUUCUUUGUGUUUGGUCAAGGUUAAAGUAUCUGAAACAGUAGGGCACUGGAUACACCAUUUUGUCAAUUUGAUGCUCUAUGUUUUGUAGCAGGAUGAUGCUUAGAACAUUGCAAACAGGACAAGGAUUAAUUUGCCUUUGUCUUUGCAAACAUGUUGGUGUCAAUAAAAACCAUCUGUAACUGACAACAGUUGUCAUCUGCUCUUCAGCAGCUCAUUAUACUGCCUCUGUUUGACCUCUUGUUGGGACAGAAACGUUCCCAUAGCCUAAAACCUCAAACACUCAACAUCAAACUGAUUAAAUUAGAUUGGGGUUGCAGCUUUUAUAAGGCAACAUAACUCUCCACAAGUAUUCAGUGUUGCUUCCAGCCAAUACAAUUCUUCUUUAUUAUUCCCAAAGGGCAAUUCUGGUCAUGAAUUUAAAAAGGAGAAAAAAAUAUGUACAUAGGAAACUGUGGAAUGCGUUUUAGCUUUAGAAUGAUAAAUUGAUUUGCUAAACUAAAUUAGAGUUGCUUUACUAAAUUAUAAGAAAAUAAUAAAAGAUCCUGUUCUUAUCGUAAUGCUUCUCUGUUUUUGGAGGGCAUUGGCUAGAGAGAAUUGGCAUUUAAGAGACCUUCAUCAUAUAACCCCUAUAGUUUGAGGCCAACAUGUAAAUUAAAUACCGGUUUGACCCAUAUGGUCUCUUUAGACUGGUAAUGUUGGACUCUCUUUUGUAGAGAUAUGAGACAUGACACUGAAUGAUAUUGUACUUGGUUGGCCCGUCUGUCAAGUCUCAGCCCAUGUCAACAAGCGGUGACAUGACACACAGCUCACCCCAUGAUAGGUCAAAGGUCACUGCAAGCCACCAGCCUGUUGUCACAUAAUGUAAACAAAAAGUCGUGUCAGUUGUGUUUGUGCUCUGAAAUCAAGCUCAUCAAGAGUAUAAAUAAUUUCAGAAUAUCAGCUGAUAGUCACACUGCCGUGCCUGCAGCUGGUCAGACUUAACCCACCUGUACUGACUGUGAAUAUGGGAUUCUUUACAGAGAGUGCAGCUUUGAAUAGUAUAGGGUUUAUUUACAUUUGUCUCAAGGGUUGUAUCUUAUAGUUCACAGUGUAAAGCAGUUGGUUUCUUAUGAGGGUAAUCAAUAAACUCACUGUUCUUUCAAGUCAAAAUAACACACUACCAACCUGUGUUGUCAAUAUGCUGCUUGCAAAAAAAAUACAGUCCUGACAAUUAAUGCAUCACUGACUUAAAACAAACCUCAGAUAAUUAGAAUAACUCCUGCUUCUGGUGCCUCUGCCUUUCCAUCUCUUCUUCAUCCUCCUUGCUUUUCAGUGGGACUGUCUCUCGACUGCCAUGAUUAUUGGUCACAAAAAAGCAAACCUGGAAUACAAAUGAUGUGUUGGCAAAGUAACAAUCCAGCAUUUUUAGUUUACUUAUUAUAUCUUCAAGAUUUUGGACUGUUGCAUCCCUUUCAUUACUAUCUACUUGGAGCAGCGAUGUAAAGUUAUCCUCUCAUACACAGCAAUUUCUAAGGCUUUUAUACUCACACACUGCACCCCAAAAAGAUGUAAUGUAGUUGUCCCAGUGUGUCGUUACACAUCACAUAAAUGUGAGAUAGAUGUCUUGUUAACACACAUCAGGAGCUCCACAUACUCACACACUCAGACAUGGACAUACGCACAGCGCUGUUUAGCACCACCGGGCUUUGAAGCUACACAUUCUGCCUCUGUUACAAACUCUGAGGGCGGAUCAGAGGCAGAGCGAUUUUGCCACACCAUAACACCUCUGUGCAUGCGGACUGCAGGCGUAACAGAGGCAUCCCUCCGUGAAAUAGCAGUGUAGAAGCACCUUUUGCAUCAAUACUCAAGUCAGGAUCCCUACCAUCAUGAAGAAGUUAGAACUCAUCUGGUUUGCAUGAUAUACUAAUUACAGUUCUACUCUGGGUGGUCUCACAGCUAAGUUUGUUAUUCUGGAGCGUUGCUUAGUUUACGUGAAAACGGUGGAGCUUCGGUCAUGUAUGAACAGAUGGUGAUAUUCAGCAUACAGUGGAGAUCAUAACUUGUCUCUGUUCUACAGCAGUAAACGUUCAGAGAGGUUUCAGAGGUCUUCAAUCUUCACACACAGCUGUUGUUGUCCACGUUGGGUGUGGAAACAGCCUCUUGUUCAGGAUGCUUGCCAAUUUCACAGAUGUGCUGUGCUGUUCCUCACAGUUGUCUCAUCAUAUUAUGUCAUACAUCCUUAGCUUUUCGUUUUAACAAAACUCCUUACAGAAACAGGUCUGCAACAUUAAAUGAUUCACAAUGAAUACUUUACAUCGGAGUGUGACAUUUCGUGACUAAAACAUUUUUGACCCUGGUUGAGGGCUGAAGGAAAUAUUGACCUGACAGUGGCCGGUCUCUGGACUUGAUCCCAAAUCAUUGCCAGUUCACAGCUAAUGCCUAAACCCUCCGAACCUGUACUCAGGGCCCAUAAAGCGUAUCCUCUUAAUCCCUACAGCAAAAACACCUCAAGAGAAAAUCCACUGUGUCCAGUGGCUCAGCGAGCUGGUUUCCGGCAUGUAUGUUUUUAGCACCUUCCAUAGCAUCUUUGUGUUCUGGUCUCUUAUUUUGUGGAAAAAUAAAACUACAGCAAGCAGUGCGUUGGGCCAGAAAUAAUUGCAGGCCCGAGAGCUGGUCGAUAGGCAUUGCAGUGACAGCCAUGAAACCACAACUGACGUCAGAAGACAAGUGUGACUGUGUUUGUGUGACUGUGUGUUUUUUCAUGUUUAAUAUUACUGAUGGAACAGCAGACUGAGUGUUAUUCCGACAUCUCCGUGACUCCAGGGAUGGUGACCAACUCAGGAAAAGAUGAACAACCAACAAAGAGACUCUGUUCUGUAAUUUUGUCGCAGGAUUAGAUAAUAGAGUAGUUGAAGGACUUUUACAUAAUCUAAACCAAAGAAGAAGUAAGGCCUCCACAUGCAGCCUGCUCUGAUGCUGUUUAUCACAGGUGAACUUGAUCACCUGUGUAGACUCCAGGGCUCCGCCCACACUGCAGGAUCCCAGGUAGGGAAAAGCGGUGGGCUGGACGGGACUUUGAAAAAGUUUUUUCACUUUUGAUCCUGGUAACAAACGAAGGGGUAUAAAACGAAAGAAAAAUAUAUGCCUCAGGGUAUUCUGGGUGCUCUGGUCUAGGUUGAAUGUUCAGGCAGAAAAGCAGCAGUGCUAUGAAUAAAUUAGAACAUGAUGUUCUCGAGUGUUGCAUAUUUAUGAAACUCAUGUUACUGAAAUUCUGCUUUUAAGUGUUAAUGCAAAAAUGGUUAUGCACAAAGUAUACCUGAAAUUCAUCAUUUAUCACAAUAAUAUUUGAUGCAAUAUUAUAUUACAACCAACAUUACAUUAUAAUGAAUGCAAAUGUAUCAAUGCAUGAAGUAAACCAGAUAUUUGUCAAAAAAAACAAACCUUUAAGUGUUUAUUGACACUGAGUAAUAUUUUGUAGCUGUAGCGUCCAACUCAAUGAAACUUAAUUUAAUGUUGUAUAGCUACUAAAACCUAAAGUCUAUGAUAUUAAUAAUGUAAAUUAACUAUAUUUUCUUUUCAGAGAUGUUCACUUUCUUUAUGUUUUUUUUUUUAUUUUACAAUACCUUUUACUUAGUGGUGCAACAUUUGCAUCUUCAGUGAUAAAGGCUAAUAUAAUAACCAAUGAGUGCUUUGUAUAAGAUAAACUUUUGAACAAUCGACUCAAAAAGACAGAGAAUGAAUCAGACAAAACUCUUCCUCCCAUCUUUGACCACUCUGCUGAUCAGCAUUAUAAUUGGCUGCUUGGUUAAUUAUCAGAGGAAGUGGCACGCUCCCUCUUCCAGCUUCAUUCAAUCACUUUAUACCAAAAGACGCCACUUAGAGCCACAAGAGCAUGAUCGGAGGGAAACUCAGCAUGGCCUGUUGCUGGGCAAAGAUAGACCUUCUGUGUGUGAGUGUGUGUGUUUUUUUGUGUGAGUGUGCGGUUGUGUUCGUGCCCAGAACCGACCUGUUCAGUUGCGUACCAGUGUGAUGUAAGGUUGUUCGAUUUUCAGGUCGAUUCUGGAGCCAAAUCUAGAUCUCUACUGCUGGGGCCAUAAUCACACUCUACCUGCAUGUGUGUAUUGUGUUGGUGAUUCUGGCUGGUUCUGGCCCAGUGUGUGACACUCUUAACCAACUCCUAAUAUUGUUAACGCUGAUCAGCCACUGUAUGGAUUUGUCCCUGCCUGGAGAGACAGAGCUAAUCACUACACAUAGACUCCACGAUCAAUACCUGUCCUGAGGAGUGAACCAACCUUAGAGGCUCCCCAUGUUUCAAAAUUUAACCACUUAAGCACCAAGCUAGUUACAUGUUAUUUAAAGGGCCAGUAGUUUAUUAGUUUGUGGCAGUGACUUACCAUGCUUUAACUGCAGCAUCGCACACCCAAGACAGCAAAUAACAAGUGUGCAUCAGUGUGUUUUUAUAACUUCAUAUGAUAGCAGACACAGAGGAAUGGAUGAUUAGCAGUAAACGGCUGGGUUGGAAUAAGAGCAUGUCUACUUAAAGACAGACACAGCAGCCACAUGUGUACCCUUGCCCAACCAAUGACUCGCUUGCACUCUUUUUACAAGGUAAAAAUAAGACUUGCCAACAGUGAUUCUUACCCCCCUUAUAAAAACAGAAAAUCAUCAGGUCCCUCAAACGUCACAGCCCUGCCACCAUUCUUUCCUCCCCGUCUUCUUUCAACCUAUUUUUCCUCUUAUGUCAAUCCAAACAGAGGUCGCCUGUUUUUAAAAGCAAGCCCUUCCUCUCUCUGUAGGUCAAAGGUCACACAGAAAAAUAAUAAACACAGCAGCUGGCUUGGGUCUCCUCCCCUUGGCUAUAUUUAGAGAAGCAUGAGCUACUCUGAGAUCAGAUGUUGUGUUGGACUCAGAGUGUUGGUUGGCUCUGUUUGGCUGGUCAGGUGGUUGAGGGAAAAGCAACUGGCUCCUCGUGGAGGUGUGGAACUCAGCUUUUACUCAGUGUACUUGUUUACAACUGUGGAGGUGUAAUGUAAAAAGAGAAUAAAAGUGCUUUAUCCUUGUUGAUACCAAUUCCUUUUGACCUCUCUCCAUUAGACUGCACAGUAAUGAACCAGCAAUGGCAACUAAUAAUAGAAAAUACUGGAUACUAAUUCUUUUGACAGCCCCACACAGCUGUGUAAAUCUUGAGGAUGUUCAGAGCAGAGUGUCAGAGUCCAGAGUAGAUCAUUCAGGACGCAAGAAAUUUUACUUAAACUGUCAGGGAGGAGUUGUCACUUUUAGAAUCAGCAUUGGACGAGGGUAAAUUCAGUGAGGUGAUUCAUUGAGGUAAAACAAACAGCUUUAAUACCCUUGAUUCUUUUAAGAGCUGACUUGUGAGAGAGCCCAGUUAUGGUUCAAAUUAAGGUUCAAAGUUGUUUUUACGUCUGCAUGUUAGUUAACGAAAUUUGCAGCCUCAUGAGGUGUUUUGUUGCAAGGUACCUUUUUGAUAUUAGUUGUAGUCUACUCUAUUGUCUCACAGCAAAAAGGUCCCUAGAUUAAACCCCUACUGGGGUCUUUCAAUGUGAAGUUUACAUUCCCCUGUGGAUGCUUAGGUGUGAGUGUGUUUAGCAGAGAUAGGGGGAUUAAUCAGUCAGCUGAUUAAUCAGGCCAAUCAAUGGUAUUUUGACAUAAUAGGCAACAUAUCGACUUGGGGCCUUACAAGGCUGAUAUCGCCAUCAUCUUUUCUACAUGAUAAUACAUCUUUCCCAUCAUCCAUUAACACCAUGUCAAAUCUGAAACAGUCAUUGACUUGCGUUUAUGCUGUAUUGUAUUGUAAUAUUUAGUAUUAACAGCAACAUCAGCAUCAGCAUGUCCAGCAAUUUAUACCAUUACCCAAAACAUGUCACUGGCAAAGAUAACCAUAUAUAUCAGAUUUGAAUGUGUAUGGAACAAUGAAUCUGUACGUAACUUUUUUCAAAAUUAACUUUUAUCCUUUUUCCUCCUCAGGGGUGUCAGAUUGUAGGACAGAAAUCCAAAAGUCCCUUGUGGCUGUAUUUUACUGAGCCAAAUAUUUUCCAUCUACAUUUUUUAAAAAUAAAAUAUUUCCUGUAAUUCAGCAAUUGUUUUCGUUUGUUACUAUUAUUAAUUUUAUAUACAUAUAUUUAUAGAAAAUUUUAAUUGUUGUAGUUUGUCAAAUGCAAAAAAUAAAUGACUAAAAAAGAGUGGGGGAAAAAAAAGAAAGAAAAAACCUGACAUAUUUACAUAAUGGCCGACCUGCUCUAUCAUAAACUCCAAUGAGAAACUCUAUCCAGUGGACCACUAGUAUGUAGCUACAAGGGAGACUGUCUCCAAUCUUCUGUUGUGUCUAACAGUUUCUCAUGAUUUUGUUUUGUUUAAUGUUCAGUUGUCCUGAACAAGCUUUAUUUCACUUUUUUUAUCCAGCCAGACUCUGUUAAACUCCUAACUUCAGACACGGGCCUGUCCUUUUUUUCUAGUCAGUCAAUUUCAAACCUCUGCCAUUAGGCAUCCUGGCCUGACCUUUUUACAAUUGAUCCCCCGGUUGUUACUUGUCCUAAUAUGUAAAGUACACAUCAGACAAAUUCUGGAUAUUAAUGAUGUCCAUCAACUUAGGUCUCGCCACUUUUUGAUGAAAAAUAAAGUACCCAUAAAAAUUCUGGAUAUUUAACACUUAAUUUUAAAGAAAAAUGCUACUACAUCAGCACAGUGUUGUUGUGUUAUGUUAAGAUGACGGUGGAAUACAUGGCUCUUUCAGGGAAGAGGAGAAUGUUUCUGAUAACCUGAGAUGGAAAGCGUUGUCAGCUUGUUGCCUGUGGUGCCAUGUCAGAACAAAAUUGGCCGAUUUUUUUUUUGUCUUGAUAUGCUCUACUGCCCAACAGCCCUGUGUGUGCUGCCAUGACUAUGUAAACACACACCCACACAUCCACCACACACAGUUUACAAACCACACACAGUGACAGUGAGAGGAGAGAUCCGUUUGGCAGGGAGCUGAGUGUUUUUCUGCUACUUUCGGAUCAAAUGCACAAUGGGCUUGUGGUGUAAAGCAAACAAACUCCUUUGACAGCCCAUCCACCUCAAAAAAAGGAAAAAAAUAAACAUACCCCUUGUCAUUAGGCGCUCUAUUUCAAUAUGCCUCUGUCAUACCUGAAGCGAAUUUCUCAUUUCAAAUCAAAAAUCAUUCAUAAGAACUUUUAGCCCUUUCUCUCUUCCUCUCCCCUUUCUUUCAUGGUUUCCCUCCCUUUCUGUCCCACACAUCCUCAUACACAUUCAUGAAGUGUUCCCUGCUCUGUUUUUCCUCCUCUCUCCCUUCUCUCCUCCUCACCUCUCACCUCCUUCCUGGUGUGAUGUUUUGGGCCCCUUGGACAAUUCCCACGCCAUGAGGGAAGAAAACAGGAGGGAGCUUGUGUGCGUAUGAGUGUGUGAGGGUUGACCUCUGACCCUGGGCCUGUGUCAUCCGCCAUCAAGUAACAUCUGGCCUUGACUGUUGUUUUCUGUACCACUCUCGCAUGCAUAACAGAAAGUCCCCCUGAAUCCCUCAGCACCCUGUUCCCACGAGUGUACCGUGAAGGCACAUCCAUGGAACUGGUCCUAAUUUGUAUUUCGCUUAAGGAUCUGUGACAAUAAAAAAAAGGCUGAUAAAAAGUUUUUAAGGGAUUAUUUAGAGUCCUGCUUGGUAAAAUAAAUAAAUACAGCACUAAGUGACCCACUCUUAAAGGUCUUGAAAGUGAGCCAAAUUAAAAUACUUUGAUCAGGUCUUUGUCGACAGCUUUUUCAAUGAGGAUCAUGAUCGGCACAUACAGUUUGGUGUGUGUAGCUGUUAAAGAUCACUGUGGUGUGAGUGUUUGUACCUUUAAUAGAAUUUUAAAGUAAAAUAGGUAAAAAAAUGAAUAAAUAUUUGCCUGUAUCUAAAAAGUUAUUUCAUAUAACUCUCAAAUAUGAAUGAAUGCUCUACGGCUUAUCCAAGAGGUAACAUGUAAUCUUUGUUGAUGACAACUGCUGACCCGCUGUCUUUUUUAUUUGGUUCCAAGUAAAAGGCUCUGUCUUCUUCCAUAACAUGAUGAGGUUCAAACCAAACAUCCUGGGAACAAAAGCAGACUUUGAUGUGGGCCGUGUGUGUGUGUGUGUGUGUGUGUGUGUGUGUGUGUGUGUGUGUGUGUGUGUGUGUGUGUGUGUGUGUGUGUGUGUGUGUGUGUGAGAGGAGUUAAGUUUAAAAAAAAGAAGGGCUAAAGAGAGAAAAGGGAGCUGUCAUUUACGUCAGAGUCACGGAAAACAAUGCUGGAAGCAGGAGAAGCACCAAGGUCAACUUGUUAUGUGUACUGGGACAAGAUGUGUGCUGGCAUUUGUGUGGAGGGGAGGCCUGUCCUAUCCAGCUGCAGCUAGAGCCUGUUGCAGAGACCGUACUAGUUUGUUGAAGAAGUGCUGGUGCAUAUAGAUUUGAUUUUAAAGUUGUAAAUGUUUGGUGUCUUCACAUUUACAGUGCCAAGUUGCUCUGAAUGUCACAAUUAGUUUUUGCUUCUUCUUGAAGAAAUAAUUGGCAAAAAAGCAGCAUCGCUUCGACUCUGUUUACAUCAUAGUUCUUGUUUUCCUUUUCUAAUAGCUCUUUGCUUUAUUAAUCACAUCAGCCCGUACAUAAAAUCCUUUACAGUUUGCCCCAGAAACCUGAAUGGACCAAAAAUUGUCUAAAGUGACUCCAUUUUACCUGUAAUGGUAAAAAUAAUAUAGAAGCCCAUUCCUGUUACAUACCAGAAACAUGGUGGAAUACUUAUUUUUCACAUUAUUUUUAACAUUUUUAUAGAAGCAAAUUUUCAUGUACUCUGUAAUAAAUAUUAGAAUCAAAAAGGGAAACCUAAAGGUGAGACAUUUACAGAAAAGACCUUUUACUGAGGAUUUAAUUUGUCUUUUAAGUAUUUUGGGUUGAGAUGCAUUUUAGCAUAAUCUUUUGCUGUAUAUUUCACAGACAGGGCUUUUGUCUUGUGGCAGAGGUUGUAGUACCAUUAUUUCCUCAGUAGUGGGAGUUGUCUCCCUAUCAGAGGUUUGUUUGCCUCUCUUACUUGUGAAUGAAAGGACACAUCAUUGACCAGCUGAAAGCUCUGCUGAUCUAUAGCUGCUGAAAAGUAUUUCAUUGAUAUUCAAAAGCCUAAUUUUGACAUUGGCUGAAUAUUUUGUUGAGAUUAGUUCAGAUUCAUUCAAAGAUAAUGACAAGAGCAUGAAAUGUUGCCUUAAAAAGAUAUUUAAUUUCUUUAUUUCAUAUUAGAUGUGUCGUCUUCAGUGUGCAAAAUUUGCUGCCACAGUUUGGUUAACAAAGUAAUGUCUUGUCUGUGAUGCAGUGAUUUUCUUUGAGAGCAUGAUCAAAGACAGUCUGACCUUAUCUGAUCUUGGCAGCAGCAAUGCAUGCUGUUAAAGUCCUAAAGAGAACAGUUUCUGGAGUUUUCAAAGUGAAAUGUUACCUGAUACAGGUUUUCAGCCACCCAACAGUUCUGUGUCUCCUUCUUCAUAUUUUUUUUCUAAGUGGGAGCUAAUUUUCGCUCCAAAACCUGUUCAUGGGGCUCAGUAUAAAUGGUGCCUUCACAGAUGUGCCAGAACGCAGGGUCCAGCAGCCAUGAUUUUCAAAAGAAUAUCAAAUUUUGAUUCAUCAGACCACAGGACAAUUUCCCUUUUCACCAUAGUCUGUCUUAAAGGAGCUCAGGCCCAGAGGAGUAGCCACAGAUUUUGAAUUGAAUAUGGAGUCCUCUGUGUACGGUGCUAUUUGAAUCGACAUUUGUGGAUGCUAUAGUGGGAUUUUGAGCCCAUGCAGGGGUUACUACUACAAGAGAGUAAAUCAUAAUUCUGUAUGUGUAUGUGAAGGAAAGAAAUUAACUGUCCUAUUAACAGUGGGAUGGGGGGGUAUCUACGUAAGCCCCGUCACGAGUCUCCUAGUGCCCCGCUUUCCUGGCAGGCAGAACUAUUUUUAGCUCCUGACGUCACUGGUCUCCUCUGAUGGAGCUUCGUCAUGGCCGAAUACACCAAGCCAGGGGGGAGGGAGGGGGUAAAAUAGGUUUUGGUAUGUGUGUGUGUGUGUGUGUGUGUGUGUGUGGGGGGGGGGUUAUCAUUGAGGUAAGCCCUGCUACAGCUCCUCCCCCCUCUGCCAUGUCACACCAAUCAGGUGAGAGAUGCUGAAACACAUCACUGUGCUGGAUACAGCGUUCCUCAUAACCUCCACCUCUUCCUCCUCCCUCUCUCCUCUCUCCUCUCUAUCUAUCUCUCUCCCUCUCUCUCCCUCUCUCUCUCUCUCUCUCUCUCUCUCUCUCUGCUUCUGUGAAUUAGGCCUUUCAUUCAGCAUCGAUUGCAUAAUAGCCAUCUUUCAUUUAUCAGCCAUUGCUAUUGCUGGAGCGCCCAAGGCACACUGAGCUAAAAAUAGAUACAGGGGCAGGUGUCUAUUGCUCUGCUGCUGCUCUGUUAGCUAUUGUUUUGAAUCAGAGAUCAAAGUGUUGUAAAUUUAAAAACACCAUACUAAACACUUCAUACUAAAGAGUGAAACAAAAUGCAUUUACCAUCAUGUUUUUGUGACCUCCAAAAUUUGUGAAAAGGUUAACAGUUCUGAUGUUGGAUGUCGGCAGUUUUAUCCUUCGGUCUUGUCAGGGAAAUAAACGUCUCUUUCUAUUACACUGACCAGUCGAGUCAGCAUGUGUGUAAAUCACAGCCCUACUGAGGGAAAGAUGAGUACGCUGAGGCUGAAGAACACAUAAAAGAUUAGCAAAGACGAAUAAUUAUCAUGUAAACGAGUUUAAGCCCUUUCCUACGAUAUCAACCCCCUCAUUGCCCCCCAGAGAAAACUUGUCGUCAUUUUUCUUCUCUCUUACUCAAUUUUUCUUCUACAUUUGGCCUCUCCUCCCUCCUUUGCAUUUGAACAUUCUGUACCUGUGCUGCAGGAGAGGUAAAGAGACAUUAUUUAAGGCUGAUGUUUCCAAAACUGUACCAAGUCGAGAAAUCAUACUGUUUGGUCAAAGGGGGUAGACUUUGUUCAGGUAACAAUAUUUUGGAAACGUAAGAGCUAUCCAUCACAGCAGAAAAAUGAUCCCUUUCAGAAUCAAAACUCAUAGACAUAAUGCACUUUGUUCAGCUAAAGAGGUGAGAUGUUAGUGAGAGUGUUGAGGAGGGGGCUGUAUGGGUCGGUAGCUCUUCUGACGUACCUUGCAUGAAGUCAGUUCUGACGUCACACGGACAUAGCGCAGGGGAAGGAUGUGUGUGUGUGUGUGUGUGUGUGUGUGUGUGUGUUUUAUAUAUGAAAGUGAGAAAUUGCAAGGUCGACUGUUUAAUAAGAUGCUGUGAAAGUAGAAAAACGAGCACAUCAAGAAGACUUUGCCCUUGAUGUUAUUUUUCGAUGGUUUAACAUUACAUCAUAUGAAUAUUCACACACAGUGUUUUGGGAUGGUUUGAAUGGUGUUGCAUCUGUGGUCUCCUACAAGAUCAUGUGGGACACUUUGUUAAAACAAAAUAUUCUGUUUAACCUCAAUAACAUCUAAUAAUAACACAUGCAGCCCUCCCCACAGUCGACAUCCUGCUCAGCAAACACUGCGGGGUCUUUAUCACCGCUUAUCUCCACCUUGUCUUUUCCUUUUCCCAGCCCUCUCUUUUCUGUCUCCAUCGAUACAUUUACACCUCUCAGUAUUUUGGUGUCACAGAAUUUGGACUUGCAGAAAAGCCUCAAAAUCCCUGUUAACUUGUAUCUAAAAGUACUAUAAAUGUCCUUAGUGUUAAGACUGCUGUGAUUUUCCAUCUUUAUAUUUGACCUCUGUCAUGUUGUCAGGUGUCAAGGCUACUAAAUACCUCAUUCUCACAUAUUUCCAGACAUCUUGUACAUGGGAGACAAGGUCUAAAACGGAGGGAACACGCCAUCUUAACCAUAACUAAUGGAUAAAAUGACAGUUUUCUACAAAGAUUAAGAAAUGUUCAGGGUAACCAAGGUAUCAACUUUAAGAUCACUUUGUAGCUUGCUGUCUGUGGUUGAUGGAGAACCAAAGCUUCCUUUCCUAAAAUUGAGAUUGAACUUCACUAACAGCAACUAGCUCACUGGGUUAAGUUCAUCAUGUCGAACAUUGUAACCCAGUUUAAUUUUCUAAGUUUGCAAAUUAAGUGGUAAUUUUUAUGUUUGUUUCACUCUCUCUCUCGCUCUUUUUCUGCAGUUUUGAUGUGGAGAAUGGCCUGUCAGUGGGUCGCAGUCCCCUGGACUCUCAGACUAGCCCCGGUUCUGGUCUGGUACUUCAAGCCAACUAUCCCCACAGUCAGCGCCGUGAGUCCUUUCUUUACCGCAGCGACUCAGACUACGACCUUUCGCCCAAAACCAUGUCCCGCAACUCGUCCACUGCCAGCGACCUGUGAGUAUUUUAAGGAUUACCCCAUUCAUCCCUUCACAGUUGCAAACACAUCAACCCAUAGGCUUAUCUGUUAUAGCGAUUAUUCUCAUUUUCUGGAAUCAAAGGAAAAUCUGUUUAUCCGCUAUCAGAAAAAAUGACACAAAUGAUUUUGUAACAAUAUACAAAGAAAGACUCAAACAAGCCAGGUGAUCCCAUAACUUGUUAAACUUCAAAAACAGGUACAGAAGGUAAUAUUAUUUACUUUUCAUCUGACUGCAGACAAGGUGAGGAAUACCAACAACAUACUUAAUCUCUAUAUUUCCCCUUUAACUAUGUACUGUGGUGAAACAGUAAAAAAAUAAUCAGUAUGAAUAAUCUAUGUCUUAAACUAUCAAAGUGGAACUUCUUCAGAGCUUUAGUUCUUCUGUAAAACAGGAGAAAGCAAGUUCAGUUAAGACAUACAAACUCAAGUCAGAGCUACAAUCUCAGCCUGGAAUUAGAUUUCCAUCCAGUUCCUGCCUGUUUGUGCAGCUAAAGGUUUCUUUGUGCAGCUAGCAGUCUCCACCACCAAUAGCUGUCGCUCCUUUGUUUUGAAGGGAGGAAGGAUUGAAGCAUUGGGAAGUCAAUUGGCAGCCUCGGUGAGACAAAGUGUGAAGACUGCUGUGGUUUCCUCUCUUUUUCUUUGACCUCUGCCAUGUUGUUAAGUGUCAAGGCUACUAAAUACCCCACCCUCACAAAUUUCCAGACCUGCAAGUCACCUUUUCCUAAAUGAAAUGAAAAGGAAAGGAUCACUGAAUUAAAAAAAAAACUUUUAAGAGCUGGCACGAACUGUGUCAUUUAUGUAUUCAACAUCACAUCUGCAGACAUGUCUGAUUCUGACUCAGUAUUUUCAACCAUAAGUGAAGUUUUAGGCUCAAGCUCCAGCAGCAAGGACAUAAUAAUAAUAUUAAUAAUGCAUCAGAUUUCAUAUAGCGCUUUAUCAGAGACCCUCAAAGCGCUUUACAAUGCAUGCAUGUUGUGACCCCAAAUCUCUGCCUUUACAAACACUGGCUUUUGAGCACCAAAUGCAUGAACACUACUGGUCACCUGCACAUUAUUCCCCUUAUCCAAAUAUUUACCUUGGAGGCACACCUUCUGAAUUUAAUCUGCAUUUACAGGUGAAACAAUAUCAACAUAGCAAUGGAGACAAGUUUUAAGGCACAUCUUAUACACAGUUUAAAUAUUCACUCGUUGUUUAGCUCAGUUAAUUCUUUGGAAAGUUAUCUGGAUGUUAAGCUGCUAAAUGCCACAGUACACUAUGACUGUACUUACAGCAUGUGAUACUUCAGGUUGAACAGAUAUCACAUACUCAGAUAAAAACAAGUGAGUUUUAAUUGUAAUAUGACAAAUAAUGUGUUCAUUUCUUUAGUUUCAGCUUAAUACUUUUAAACACAUACAUAGAACUGAUUUAAAAACUUCACUCUGCAUCUUUGCCUCCAAGGAAUAUUUGUCCAACCAAACCAACUUCCUCUUUUCUACAACCAGUUUGAUAUUUCAGACUAACUUCUUGUCGGCCAGCUGAAACACUCCUAUCACCCACCCCUUGAAAUGAAGACAACUAACUCUUUGUUGUCAUCCUUAUUCCUUAUCUUUUUUAUUUUUAAGUUUGGCAUCAAGACUCAUACUUGUCUUUUACUUGACGUCUCUUUGUGCAUGUGUGCCGUUGCAGGCAUGGAGAAGACAUGAUUGUGACUCCAUUCGCACAGGUAAGUAGCAUUUGUUAUCUUGCCACUUUGAUAGACCUUUAAAGUUAUCUGGUCUGUAGCCUUGAAGUUUUGAUUGAACCCAUGUCUUCUCUGAGGGUAAUAUUUCACUCAGCCGUGUGCCCAUUCAAACUAAUAUUGUCUAAUUGCAAGUUUGGGUCUGUCUAGACUCUACACUUGGCUCCUCAAUGGCCCUUACUCACCAGCCGGUGAAAUAAGUGAUAGUUCGUUUUCACAGAAAACACCCACACACAUUCUCUUUGUACUGAACAGCUUGUUCUGAGUCCCUCUGUGCGUAUCUGCCCGUCAGUGGUGUUGCAUUAGUGUAAUAUGUGUACAUGACUGUUAGUUACUUAUGGUUGUUGGACUCUAAAGCUCUGUGAGGAGACUAACAUCGAUACAAACAGCUCUUUAAUAUUUAAAAGCAAACAACUGUAAGUGAAUCUUUAUGCCGCCAGUACAAUUUCAGUGAGUUAUAUGCUUAAUUAUUAAACAUGUGAACCUGACGAAGUUUAACACCUCAUAGUGAAAAUAGAGUGUGUUUUUAUUAUUAUAUUUAACCACAAAAUACCAUAUUCUAAUGCCAAAGACUUAGACCUGGCUUUAUUUUAAAUAUGAUACACCACCAAUGCAACUUUUUUGAAACAUGCAUGAAGUUCAGAGGGAGCCUAUUUAUCCGGUAAAACCAAAUUGUUGCGCUUUUUUUUCAUUUAAAACAUAAUCUUUAAGCUGUUUUCAAGUAAAGAUAUGUUUGAAAUGAUGUUCAAAUUGUCAACAUUUAAACAAUAUCACACAACUCUUUUGGAGUUUAGGUUGUACCUCCCACAUAUCAACAGUUAUCCUAAAGCUUAAGGUGUGCAGCCAUCAGAUACUUAUUGAUAUUCACAUAUCACAACUUUUUAGAGUUCAAAAACUGGCAAGCUGUCCCUUCAGUUUUUUUUCAACCCUCUUCAGUGAGGACACUCAACUUUGCUAUACGCUCACGUUUCUCUCAUCUCUGUUAAGGUUCUUGCGAGUCUGCGAACAGUAAGAAGUAACUUUGCUGCUCUGACACAUCUGCAAGACCGAGUGGGAAACAAGUAAGAUGAAUGAAACAGAGCAGAUCUCUGCUUGCUCGCUUGUUGUUGUCUUCUUCUAUUAAUUCCUCAUCUGCUCCGUAUUUCAGGCGGCCAACGACCAGCAACCAGCCACCUGUAUGUAAGCAAUGUCUUACAGGUCAGUGUUGAUCCAUCUCUAUCCUCUAUUGCACCUUUGCUGCUUUUCAUUUCAGAUACUUUUGUAAAAAUAAACGUAGUCUCCUAUAAAUAAUUUUAGAGGAGUUGGAUGACAGGCCCGUAACACUUGCUUGUGUUUGACCUCUUCAGAGGAGCCCUACCAGAAGUUGGCGAUGGAGACUUUAGAGGAACUGGACUGGUGUCUGGACCAGCUGGAGACUCUGCAGACCAGAAACUCAGUCAGUGAAAUGGCAUCCAAUAAGGUGAGAAGUCUGUUCUUCAUACAGACUCUGUAGGAAACCUGUUUGGGUCAGUGGAGGUGACGUUAAAGAUUUCUAGCAAAGUAUUGCUGUUCCAGUUGGUUGAAGCUUAUCAUGAAAACAGUUACCAUUGAGAACUGUGGGUGCUGAAGCAGACGGCCAAUCACAUAUUUAUUAAGGCUCUGAACCCCCAGGUUUAUGAAGAUGUUGAGUCCUCUUCAAGCCCUUAUUAAUGCAUUUUUUCAAAAUAAUUCAUUUUAUAUGCCUUUCAAACAUUUUAUUAGAAUACAGCUGAAAAAAACAAGGUGAAGAAAUACUAACCUAAACAGAAAAUACCCUUUGACAGUGGCUGAAAAUCAUAAAGAUAUACCUAAGAGAAAAACAUCCUAUCCACGUUCCAGCAUUUGUGUUCAGCAUCACUUCUUUUUCAUUGUUAUAUUUGGUUAAAACAUGAAAAGUCAUGAGUGUAAAUCCAGUGUUACAACACAUUCAGCUGUAGAGUAAGGCAUGCCAGACUCGCUCAGAUUCAUGAAUGGUAUCUCCCUCCACUGAAAGAGUUAACCAACAUCUCCACACUGCCAUCCAUUCUGCUCCUCUGCACCACCCUGUGGCUACACUUUCCCUGCCUUAAUCUCUCAGUCAGCCAACCAGGUUUCUCCUCAACACCCAGCCCCUUAAGCGAGUCGAUUCUUAUUGGUCACUGAAGGGGGAACUGUGUGAGAGGCGGGGGAGGGGGAGUUCCUCACAACCUCCCGCUCUCCCUCUCGAUGUUCCUCAUUGACAGAGUGUGACAGUAGUUGAAUGAGCAACUGCGGUCACACACCCUCUCCCUCCAAUUGUAGACCACAUCCUCUAUUUUCCCCACCUCUCCCCACCUUGCCCUUCCCCUCCGACUCCCAGAACCCCUACCUCACCUUCAGGAUGGGACAUGGGACUGUGGGAACUUCAAAAAAGACUUCUGUCUCAUGUUCAAACCGUCCCUGCCGAGUGCACAGCAGAAAUGAAUGUGAAGAUUACAGCUUGUCACAAAGUAAACCAACUCUUCUGCGAGUGGUUUUGGAUUUAAGGGACCUUAACAUCAACAUGCGUGGGCUGACAUGCCUGCGUCAGCUCUCCGGGAUAAUGUUUGCUGGAGACUCACACAGGUGAGCGAUGGAAACAGUUUCUUGCCUCGUUACUGGAGGAGCUGCUGGUCAGUGGUGCAGGGGGGUGAACAGCAAGUGAACCCAGGACUGGAUCCACAAAUAGGAUGAAUGCUGAGAUUGUGUGUGUGUGUGUGUGAGUGUGUAUAUGCAUGUAUAUAUGUGUGCAUGAUAAACUGAGUAAGAGGAAAAAGAGUCUUGCAUGUAACCAGUGUGAACUGUUAUGAUUUUUGUGAUGAUGAGCUUUAGAGCUGAGAGUUGAUUUACUGCAGGAGAAAUUAGACUGUUAUUUACAAAUGUUGGACGGCAUGUUUGUCUGUGAGAAAUUGUUUGAAAAAAAUCUGCAGAAAAGUAAACUAACUGAUGAACAGACACAUUUUGUGUAAAGGAUACUUCAUAUUAGUGUAUAUAUUUUGUGUCACCCAACAGCAGUGUUACUACUGCAGCAUCACUCUCAAACCCAGAUCCCCUCCCUCCCCCCUCAGCCACCACAUGCCAAAGCAGUUACAUAAUCAGUGUGGAAGCUACCGCUGCAACAAAACAUCAGGGGGGUUACUAUAGACUCCUGUUUUUAAAAACUUUUUGGAAAAACAUAUGAGUGGUGUUUGAAGCUACCAACAGUGCAGAUUUGUCCCUGUGGUUUUUAAAUAGACAUCUUAUUAGAAGUGUAACCAUCAUCUCCUAUUUUAGAGGCAUUACAACACAAUUUGGAUGUACAGUUAUCGAUACUUGAUAGAAUUUACACUUAGAUUGGAGGCCAAAAAAAGUGGUGAAUGAAUGAGACUUGCUUUGUAAUCAUGAUUUUACACCAGGACUGCAUAUCUCAGUGUUUUAUUAUCAAUGUACCUGACCAUUGUUUUCAGUUAAACGUCAAACAUAUAGUCCCAAAAAAAAAACAGGUUUAGCAAAGAUGAUGGGGCACCGUUUCUCAUCACAAAAUAACAUUUUAUUAUCUACAUUUUUGCUUCAAAUGUUUUUUUUUAUUUUUCAACAUAUUUCUGUGAAAACUUUACAAACCAAACACUAACAUGAACACAUUAACUAUCUGUCCUGCAUCUAAUUCUUCACUUUCACCCUCCAUAAUCCCAGAAAGAAAAAAUAUGUACACAUGAGAAUUAGGACUUCCCACUUAAAGCAUCAUUUAAGUAUUUUCUUCUUCUUCUCAAGGGAAAAAAAUAUACCUUGCUAAAAAAAAAAAUAAUAAAAAUACCUUGCUUCAUAAUAUCCUUACUGCUCUAUUGCUGUUUAUAAAUGUUCAACAUGUUUUAGCUUUCCAUCCUGACUUAAUGUGUUUUUCUCCAUGGUUUUGUUGUGUCUUCACAGUUUAAGAGGAUGCUAAACCGUGAGCUGACGCAGCUAUCGGAAACAAGCCGCUCAGGAAAUCAGGUGUCAGAGUUCAUCGCAAACACUUUCCUCGGUGAGUUUCAACACAAAAUGGGAAUAGAAUAAAUGAAAUAAAUUUUAGAAAGAGUUGUUUGUCAUUUAAAGCCCUCAAUAUUCAUUCUUAUUCUUGCUCAGUUAAAAUGACUUUAUCACAGUUUCAGAUACUCCCAUAACUUUUACGAUGCAGGACUCUUUGCAUCUUUUCAAAUAAGAGGAACAAUUGUAAUCAAAACACAAAUUAAAGAAAUUAAACUUUUUCCUGUAAAAAUAAUGAUAAAAGCAUCAUGAACAACAUUUUUGGUGGCAUUCCUUUCUCUAAAGCUAUCAUGUCGAUUGGGUCACUUAUACCCUCAGAACACAUGAAAACUUUGAAUUGUGAAAGCUGUGUGACUUGACUUGCAUCAAACUGCUGCUUAAAUGACAAGGAGUAGUAGAUCUGUGAUUUUUGGAGCACAGACAGGGACAGUUUUUUUUUUUUUUUUUUUUGCAGAGAUCACAUUUAAAAAUACAAGGUGUAGUAUUCCUUUAUUAUGGUGGUAAAGAAAGGAAGAAGGAAGCAGAAAUCAUUUAAGAAAAGAGGAAUUUGAGGCAGAGUUUUUAAUCUGAAUAUACAAAGACCACGUGUGUGUGUGUGUGUGUGUGUGUGUGUGUGUGUGUGUGUGUGUGUGUGUGUGUGUGUGUGUGUGUGUGUGUGUGUGUGUGUGUGUUAAACGGAGGGAGAGGAGGACUGUUUAAAUGACUGUGAAGGUGAAGAUUUUUCCUUCCUUAAGAGAGAAGGAGGCACGGCGACAGACAGCAUUCCCGGACACAUUGUGUGGCGUUGUCGUAGCAACAGGGUGCAGUAUUAUUAGACGGCGUGUUGCAUCAAUAGGGGGCUCAGUCUUCAAGAGCCCUGCUGGCAGGAUGGAGGUCCAGCCGCACGAGGAUGGAGCUGUCAAUCGGAUGUUGUUUUGCUAUGAGUGCCUCGGCGUUUGGCCCGGCUGCAUUUGGAAAUGAACACAAUGGUUUUGGGUGUGAGGAAGAGGAGACACUGUGAGAGAGGUGAGAGGGGCCAGACAACGCCUCGUGUGAUGCUGUCACUCAGGUUGCUCUGUGUCUUGGUGCCGGCGUGUGCUCGUACCUUGGAUCUGAUCUGGAUAUUAUUCUGAAAAUCCUCCCUGGAUGGACGAUAUUUGGAAACAGGCUGGCUUUGAGUCAUAAUGGGUUUAUCAUUCUCGUGGUUUGUACAAAUGUGAAUGAGUCAUUUUCAUCACUAUCCUGUGUGAAGGAACAGCACCUUUGUGUCAACCCCUCAUAAGGAUAAUACAGUGAUUCUGAUUUUGGGAACCUAUUUUGGGGAUUUCUGUAUUUUUGCCUUAAACAGUAGGUAAAAAAUAAAAUCUCCAACCUGUAACUGUGAUGAAGCUGUUACAGACACAUUUAGACAAACACGAGAAGCGCUUCGUCAUCAAGCUCAAGGUAUUGCUGAGCUACUGAAAAGCUGAUUUAGCUCAGCUUUCUACUACUGGUAAUCUGAACCUGUAAGCUUAUACAUGCUCAUACCUGUUUUUCUCUGAUCUUAUUGUUAUGUACUCCGGAUAUACUGUGUUGAUUCCCUGUCAGUGACCUGCUAACCUUGAUCAACUUGCAGCACCACAUAAUGUUGUAAUAGAAUCAAUCAACUCAUUUUUUCAUCUAUUCAUUAUUCUAUUUGUAUAAGGAAUGAUAAUCCACUCAAAAAGGAGACAGAUGAAGUUAAUCACAGAUACCCCUCAUUUUAUAUGACUUUUACGUGGAAAAUACCAACCAAAAGUCAUCUUUUGUGCGGACAAUAAAUACCCCGAAAUAUUGGUGUGCAUGCAAAACAUCUGUAGUCCCCACCAUGCCUGAAAAAUGUUCAGAAAGGUUUUUUUUUUUUACUUAUUCUGGUUGUGAGAAUGAUCUUACUACUGAAGUAAUGUCAGGUCUUGUCCUUCACAGGGAAACCAGCACAGUAUCUUAGUGUGUAAAAAAUGAGCACUUGUAUUCAUGCUGCCCACUUGGUUGUAUUAGUGGUUUGGACUGGCUUUCUUCUAUAACACUCUGUGAUGUAUUUAACAAGACAAAUGUAUUAACAUGCUGUAGUAUGUACAUGUAGUUAGAGGGUCUUGGAGAUAAUAGUGAUCAUUAAGGUAGAGUUUGUGGUUCACACUGUUGUGAUAAGAGUCUUAGUGAAGUUUAAGCUGUUGUAGAUGGAAUAGUUGAGUUGGUAUCAGCUGCUGCAGCCAAAAGUUUUAGCAUCGUCAAUGUUAGCAUAAGCGGUACGUGCUCCAGCUGUAUUUUUUUGUGCUUGUUAAACGCUAUGGUCACUAGAAAUGAUGAGGUCAGUUGUAACAGCAAAAGUUGAGAUUUAACCUAUGGUUGUUACCAGCCAGUAAAGGUGGUUUACCUGUCCAUCGGAAAGGUUACAGAGUCUGUAAGAUCCCAAAGCUUCCCCUAUCAUUGCUGACCCGGCUUUUUGUUAGCUCUUGUCCGAGUGGUCUACCUCCUUUUUAAGCGCCCGUUAUUGCGCCAGAGUCUCUGGUAUUUACUCAGUUUUCUUGCUUGUGUUGGCAGUCGUGGCCAAAGGAGGAUUCAGACAGUUUUUCAUUCUUUCUGGUUGGUUUCCACUGUCUGAUAUUUUAGCACGCUAACUUUGUUUGGGCUCCUGAACAACAUGGGGAGCAGCAUCUGCCUCACAACCAAUCAGGUUGGGGGAGGCGGAGAACAGCUUUGUUUACAGUCAGAAAGAGCGGAGCGCUCUGAAAUGUUAAAAUGUUGACUACACAGGCGCAACAAAACACAGCGAUAUUGUUAUAUUACCAAAUGUCAUCAAUGACCAAUGGCUAUUGACUGAUAUUAAAAGCUUUUUUGUAUAUACACCACAAAAAAGAUGCUUCUUUAAUGGAAUCCUGCCUACCCCACCUUUAACUAGGGAUGCACCGAGGCAUCGGUUGAACAUUAGUAUCAGCAAUGCCAGUAGCUGGUGUUUGUAUCCUGUAGUAUCCUGUCUUUGUCUUCACCACAUCUUUGUAAAUCUGGGAAACUAUCAAACUUGACUGCUGAUUCAGAGAGUUUGUAUUGGGCAAACUCUUGUUUAUUUAAUUAUCAAACAUGAGAAAAGACAAUGUGUGCAGUGUGGGAGUAAUACAAGGUCUGUGAGAAGGAUCAGCUACUCGUUCCAGAGACAUUUUGAGCAGGACUUUAGAUCAGGGACAAGCCAAUAUCAAAACACAUCAAAUCUCAUAGCUCAUUUGAAAAGCAGACACAAGUAAUCACAUAGAAGUGUGCAAAACACGUAGAUUUUAUCUGUAUUAGUAUCCUACCUGAUUCUCUAAAUUAAACACAUCUUUAUGAGAAAAGAGGAGUGAGAGCCUCAGGAAUUUCUUCAGCUAUUUCAGCAAACGUUGGUUAUGUGUCGUACUGUCAGGAAAGACAAAGUAAUGCUGAGUUUCUUGUGCACAUAGAAGGAUCAGUUAGUCCAGUCAUGUAAAGGCACUAUGAACUAAAUCAGAAUAUACAGUACAUUUGGCAAAGACAUUUCCUUUCUUUAGUCUUUUUUUUUUCACAAAGAGAAGCUCAAAUGAGUGUAAAUGCUUCUGUGCAAACUAAACUUUUUCAUUUCCUUAAAUAUUUACUGAUGCUAUACCCUAAUUAUGCAUAUAGUAUAUGGAAAUAUAACAUUACUUCACCUACAGUAACACUUAAGUGAAGUAUUAGAACUUAAGUAACUUCACAUAUCCCAGGGAGGGUUCCAGUUCAGGAAAUACUUUCUGAUAACCUUGACUUGGAUUAUGAUCUGAUCACAUGUGUGUAUGAAACAAUCUGUUCUUCCAAAAACAAGAUCACAUUUUGUUUACUCGUGUUUUUUAAAUUAACACCUUAUCAUUUUUUUGUGAUAAAAAUCAGGAGUAAGUGAGUAAAUGAGUGAAACAGUCGGGGGGGAAACUGAAUUGAGAUUUCAUGAUGUUUCAAUCUGUUUACACAGAGAAACAACAUGAUGUGGAGAUCCUGUCUCCGCCUUCCAAGGAGGAGAAGAAGAAGAGGCCGAUGUCACAGAUCAGCGGUGUGAAAAAAGUCACACAAAGUCCUGGUCUAGCAUCAGCCUGCAUCCCUCGCUUUGGAGUCAACACAUCACAGGAAACCAUGCUGGCCAGGGUGGGUCCACAUACACUUGAACACUCAGAUACACACAUAGACAUUCGCACUGUGUCUCAUAGAUGCCCUGCUCUCUUCUUCAGGAGGUGGAGAACAUUAAUCGUUGGGGUCUGGAUAUAUUCAAGAUAGCUGAAUUUUCUGGGAACCGCCCUCUGACGGUUGUCAUGUACUCCAUUUUUCAGGUAGGUCAACCCUUCAGCUUUGAGUCUGAUCACCUCAUGAUAUAAGAAAAAUACACAUUGAUUUGUGCAGUGAAGAAAUCACUGUUUUCUUCUGCAGUACAUUUUUCACUUUGAGAUCAGGACUUUCAGUUUGACUCUGACUCUUCUCUCACUCUGCCAGGAGCGAGAUCUUCUGAAAACUUUCAAAAUCCCAGCUGACACCUUCAUCACAUUCAUGAUGACUUUGGAGGACCACUACCAUGCAGAUGUAGCUUACCACAACAACAUUCAUGCAGCCGACGUGGUGCAGUCCACCCACGUCCUUCUGUCCACGCCUGCGUUAGAGGUCAGUUUUACAAUCAGACAAAAAAAUCUGUCCGUUGGCCUCGCACUUGAGUAACCUUUUUCAGGACAACUCAUUGGAACAGUUUAAUGUCAGUGUAUUUCGUGAAAUGAAUAUGUUUUUUGUUCUUUGCUGAUCCAAGGCGGUGUUCACAGACCUGGAGAUCGUGGCUGCUCUGUUUGCUAGUGCCAUCCAUGAUGUCGACCACCCAGGGGUCACCAACCAGUUCCUGAUCAACACCAGUAGGUUUUUGUCCAUGACCUUUGAAAACCACCAAUGAUCCACGGACAUGAGAAAAUACUCAAAAUAAGUCCAGUCAUGCCCAAAAAAUAUCUAUCUCUUUCUAAUUUAGUUUGGUUCCACAGGGGUCACCUACACUUCAUAUCCACAUGCUUUUGGUUGGGUAUUGAUUUUGAACCCUUGCAAUGGCACAGGAUCUCACAGUACUGAUUCAAAACACAAAAUUAAGCAGAAUCAUAAUGGGUCUGUCCUGUUACACCUAUGUGUGCAGGUUCAGAGCUAGCGCUGAUGUACAAUGAUGCCUCGGUGCUGGAGAAUCACCAUCUCGCUGUGGGCUUCAAGCUGCUCCAAGAAGAAAACUGUGACAUUUUUGAGAACCUCAGCAAGAAACAGAGAGACUCCCUCCGCAAAAUGGUGAUCGACAUGGUGAGACUGCUGCACUUCUUACAUCGAAUAUUGAUAUAACUUAAAACUUGAAAGUGUGCUCUUUAUUUUGUGUUGCUCAUGGUUCUGUUAAGUUUGUGCUUAGCUGAUACAGAAACUUCACUUCACUUGUCUCACUCCAUUUCAAAGACUUUGCAGGACAUGCUGCUUAUCAAAACAUUCACACUCCUUUCCUACUGCAAGUGGUGAUCUCGAUUUGUGUUUGUUGUUUUCAUAAGGUGCUUGCCACAGAUAUGUCCAAACACAUGAACUUCUUAGCGGACAUGAAAACAAUGGUGGAGACCAAGAAGGUGACCAGUCUGGGAGUCCUGCUGCUGGACAACUACUCUGACCGUAUCCAGGUGAGCGUGUCCCCAAAUAUCUGAUAUUAUAAGAUGCAAGUUCCCUCACGAAUCAGACACUACUGCUGCCACCUGCUGGUCAUUUCAGCUUUGUGUCACUAAACUAUCUACUACUACUGUUGUGGUGUUAGCAGACAAUUGUGACAUAGAAUAAAAACAUCGCUGAUUUUGUUUCUCUCAUUUUUUCGGAGUUUUAAUCAUCAAGGUUAUAAAAACUGAGACUAACUGAGUAUUUCUCCUCCAGGUUCUGCAGAACAUGGUCCACUGUGCCGACCUGAGCAACCCAACCAAACCUCUGGAGCUUUACAGGAAGUGGACGGACCGGAUCAUGGUGGAGUUCUUCACCCAGGGAGACCGAGAGCGGGACAAGGGCAUGGAAAUCAGCCCGAUGUGUGACAAACACAAUGCUUCCAUAGAGAAGAACCAGGUGACUAGAGAAAAUUUGAUGUUUGGGUGAUUGUGUUUUCCUCAACAUUUAUUUUACAGUAAAAAGAAUGUGGUGAUCGCUCAAAUCACUGCUGUGCCACACUUGCUCCUUCUGCUGAUAUUGUUUGGUUGAUGAAGUAGGAAAAGAAAUUGGUUAUAGUUGCUCUUUUUUAUCGACCUUUCAUUGUGGUCUGUAUUAGUGGAAACAUUCAGAACUAUUUCAUUAACCCUAGAACACUAUCGCUAAAAUUAAUAACACCAUUUAUGUGAUUUUUACCCGAAAAUAAUAAAAGUACUUGUCAUUAAAAUAUAUCAAAAUAGGACAAUACAUGACAAAUUUAAGUAGUUUUAUUUUUAACUUUUGCAAUGUCCAAAGGGAGGGAAAAAAAGUGCCAUGAGGGGACCAUAUAACAAUGCAAAGAAAUAACUGGAAUUAGGCAUUCAUGAACAAAUAUUUCCUAAAAAAAUAUUAAACCUGUAAACUUAGUUUCUUUUCCACCCAUUCCUGGGGCAUGUGAGUCUUCCCUGAUGAAGACUCCGGGUCCUCGACGAUAACAGCAGCAGGAGAGAGAACCAAAAUAUGGCAGAUUUUGAGUGAGUAAAAAUGACCAGCUGACUAGAAUAUUUCUUAUCACCAUAUGAAUUCCCUUGAAAAUCCCCACUUUCACUACUAUCACUACUAGCAUGCAAAUUCCAGGACCACUCUUACUGACCUUAUUCGCCUAUAUGCAGCUAUCAAAUCCACCCAAACCUACUUUACCCUCUAUCACUAUUGCCGGGUGAAAAUCACCCUGUGAACACAUGCCUGUAGGAAAAAGCAGGUUUUGGAUCAGGGAAACAAAUGUUCCUUCAAAGAUGUCAAAGACAAUGCUGAAGCUACCCAGAGACCCAUGAUACUCAGACAAACGCAAAAUGAUGAAAAUCACGUAAACAUGUUUGGUCGGGUGAAAAUCACCCGGCGAUAGUGUUCUAAGGUUACAGUUAAAGUCAUCGAUUACUCUCUAAUUGUUGAUAUAUUUAUGAAUUUAUCAUUGUCAUCAUUUUGACCAGGUGGGCUUUAUUGAUUACAUCGUCCACCCUCUGUGGGAAACAUGGGCAGAUUUGGUGCACCCUGACGCUCAGGACAUCCUGGACACGCUGGAGGAUAACAGGGAGUGGUACCAGAGUAUGAUUCCCCGCAGCCCCUCACCUUCAAGUCCAGAGGAGCACCACUCUGGGAUGGGACCAGGAGGAGACAGCGCUUUGGGAGCAGGAGGGACGCUCUCUUCAGGAGGCGGAGUGGGGGACAAGUUCCAGUUCGAACUUACACUGGAGGAAGAGGAGGAGGAUGAAGAGGAGGAGUUGGAGUCUGAACUGGAGAGUCCUCUUGAGGAGGAGUCCCAGUCGGGUGGGGAGCGGCACCAAGACUCUUCUUCCCCCUCUUUGUCUCCAGACCCCCGCAGCAGCAGCAGCAGGUACCGUCCCCCCUCGCCUCACCCGUCUCGGGCCUUGAGCCUAGCUGCCAUGUCCGUGAGGAACCCGCAACCCCACAGGACGCUGGCCUCCCCGGGACACGGGGGCACUGACAGGGACAGAGACCUGAGCCAGGAGGGUGACGGGGUGGCCUGUCUACGCAUGGGAACAUAA
Molecule: messenger RNA, 66963 nt
Organism: Xyrichtys novacula (pearly razorfish)
Lineage: Eukaryota; Metazoa; Chordata; Actinopteri; Labriformes; Labridae
Source: the annotation of a GenBank genome assembly